This is a messenger RNA of Drosophila serrata, 58156 nucleotides long. It is a transcript of the gene dpy, whose product is annotated as fibrillin-like protein dumpy. NCBI's taxonomy places the organism in Eukaryota, Metazoa, Arthropoda, Insecta, Diptera, Drosophilidae. The record is from RefSeq and is a predicted model, not a curated record. Gene Ontology annotation, cellular component: nucleus. Gene Ontology annotation, molecular function: zinc ion binding; calcium ion binding.
AAAACGCUGUGCUUUUGACGGCAAAUCGCUUUUGGCAGCUGCUUUUGGCAGCAGCCAAGUUAAGAAACAACAAAAAAACAACGUUUGCUGGCUUUUCGUCGCUCUUCGUUGGCAGCUGUUGGCAGUAUGAACUGAUUUUGGCCCAAACUGGAUGAAAAAAAUGCAAAAAUGAAAAUAUUUUUGCCACUAGUCACGUGGAUAGUGCUACUACUCUCGAGUACAGUACAUUCACAAUAUACACAACAACCGCAACCAUUCAAGACAAACUUGAGGGCGAAUAGUCGGUUUCGCGGCGAGGUCUUCUAUCUAAACCUCGAGGAUGGCUACUUUGGCUGCCAGGUCAACGAGUCCACCGACUAUUUGCAGCUAUACGAACUAUCGAAACUAUGCGACGGCACCCAGGAUUGUUAUCUGGGUUCCGAUGAGCUGAGCAAAGAGCUCAAAUGCACAAAUGACUGUGAUAAGGAUGGCACUCAGUGCACACAUGGCGCGUGUUUGAACGGCGUCUGCCAUUGCAAUGACGGCUACGGUGGCUGCAAUUGCGUGGACAAAGAUGAGAACGAAUGCAAACAGCGUCCGUGCGAUGUGUUCGCCCAUUGCACAAACACACUGGGCAGCUUCACGUGUACCUGCUUCCCGGGCUAUCGUGGCAAUGGCUUCCAUUGUGAAGACGUUGACGAAUGCCAAGAUCCCGCGAUAGCAGCAAGAUGCGUGGAGAAUGCCGAGUGUUGCAAUCUGCCGGCGCAUUUCCUUUGCAAGUGCAAGGACGGCUUUGAGGGCGAUGGCGAAGUACUCUGCACAGAUGUCGAUGAGUGCCGCAAUCCGGAGAAUUGCGGUCCCAAUGCCCUGUGCACCAAUACGCCGGGCAACUAUACAUGCUCGUGCCCGGAGGGCUUUGUGGGCAACAAUCCGUAUCGAGAGGGUUGCCAGGAUGUGGACGAGUGCUCGUAUCCGAAUGUCUGCGGACCCGGUGCCAUAUGUACGAAUCUCGAGGGCAGUCAUCGCUGCGACUGCCCGCCGGGAUACGAUGGAGAUGGACGCUCGGAGUCCGGUUGCGUUGAUCAUGACGAGUGCGCCCGUUCGCCAUGCGGCCGGAAUGCGGACUGUUUGAAUACGGAGGGCAGUUUUCGCUGCCUGUGUCCGGAUGGAUACAGCGGUGAUCCCAUGCACGGAUGCGAGGAUGUCGAUGAAUGCGCCACUAACAAUCCAUGCGGUUUGGGUGCUGAAUGCGUGAACAUGGGCGGUAGCUUUCAAUGUCGCUGUCCCCUCGGCUUUGUCCUUGAGCAUGAUCCGCAUGCGGAUCAAUUGCCCCAACAGCAACUUGGUUACGGGCCGGGGGCGACGGACAUUGUGCCCUACCAAAGGACCUCGGGCGCCGGCCUGGCCUGCCUGGACAUUGAUGAGUGCAAUCAGCCGGAUGGCGUGGCCAAGUGCGGCACUAACGCGAAAUGCAUUAACUUUCCCGGCUCGUAUCGAUGCUUGUGUCCAAGCGGAUUCCAAGGACAGGGCUAUUUGCACUGCGAGAACAUCAACGAGUGUCAGGAUAAUCCGUGUGGGGAGAACGCUAUCUGCACGGAUACCGUCGGCAGCUUCGUGUGCUCGUGCAAGCCGGACUAUACGGGGGAUCCGUUCCGUGGAUGUGUGGACAUUGACGAAUGUACGGCCUUGGAUAAGCCAUGUGGACAGCAUGCCGUUUGCGAAAAUGCCUCACCAGGAUACAAUUGCAAGUGCCCGCAGGGCUACGAUGGGAAACCUGAUCCCAAAGUGGCCUGCGAACAAGUGGAUGUCAACAUUCUCUGCACCAGCAACUUUGAUUGCACCAACAAUGCGGAGUGUAUUGAGAAUCAGUGCUUCUGUUUGGAUGGCUUUGAGCCCAUUGGAGCCAGCUGUGUGGAUAUCGACGAGUGCCGCACCCAUGCGGACGUCUGUGGUCCCCACUCACAGUGCCUGAACACACCCGGAUCGCAUACCUGUGAAUGUGAGGCUGGCUAUGUGGGCAGUCCCCCAAGGAUGCCCUGCAAGCAGCCCUGCGAAGAUGUACGGUGUGGAGACCACGCCUACUGCAAACCCGAUCAGAAUGAAGCCUAUUGCGUGUGUGAGGAGGGUUGGACAUAUAACCCCAGUGAUGUUUCAGCGGGCUGCGUGGAUAUUGAUGAAUGUGAUGUGUUGCAUGGACCAUUCGGAAGCUGUGGUCAGAAUGCCACAUGCACGAACAACGCCGGAGGCUACACGUGCGCCUGUCCGCCCGGCUACUCGGGUGAUCCUCACUCCAAGUGCGUGGAUGUGGACGAGUGCCGAUCAGGUGCCAGCAAAUGUGGAGCUGGAGCUGAGUGUGUAAACAUGGCCGGCGGCGGUUACACUUGUCGCUGCCCUGAGAAUACCAUCGCCGACCCGGAUCCCAGUGUACGAUGCGUGCCCAUUGUGAGCUGCUCCGUCAACGAGGAUUGUCCUGGCAACGCCAUUUGUGAUGAGACCAAACGUUGUCUGUGUCCCGAACCAAAUAUUGGUAAUGAUUGCCGUCAUCCGUGUGAAGCGCAAGACUGCGGUGCCCAUGCCCAGUGCAUGUUGGCCAACGGACAGGCUCAGUGCCUGUGUGCUCCCGGGUACACUGGAAAUGCAGCUCUCCCGGGAGGCUGCAAUGAUAUCGACGAGUGCUCGAGGGCUAAUCCCUGUGCCGAGAAGGCCAUUUGCACCAACACAGCUGGCGGUUACCUGUGCCAGUGCCCAGGCGGUUCCAGUGGAGAUCCAUAUCGAGAUGGCUGCAUUACUUCGAAAACCGUGGGUUGCUCCGAUGCAAAUCCCUGUGCGACAGGCGAAAGCUGCGUCCAAGAUUCCUACACCGGCAACAGUGUUUGCAUUUGCCGGCAGGGCUAUGAACGGAAUCCGGAGAACGGACAGUGCCAAGAUGUGGAUGAGUGUUCUGCCCAGAGGGGAAAGCCUGCAUGUGGUCUGAAUGCUCUCUGCAAGAAUUUGCCCGGUAGCUACGAGUGCCGCUGUCCCCAAGGACACACAGGCAAUCCGUUCAUCAUGUGCGAGAUCUGCAACACACCGGAGUGUCAAUGUCAGCCGCCAUAUAAGCUCUUAGGCAACAGUUGUGUUCUGGCGGGCUGCUCCAACGGUCAGGCCUGUCCCAGUGGAGCGGAAUGCAUCUCCAUAGCGGGAGGUGUCAGUUACUGUGCCUGUCCCAAGGGCUAUCAGACCCAACCAGAUGGCAGCUGUGCCGACGUCAAUGAAUGUGAGGAACGUGGAGGAGCGCAACUAUGCUCAUUUGGAGCUCAGUGCGUGAACACACAAGGAGGCUAUAGUUGCCACUGUCCGGAGGGUUACCUUGGCGAUGCCUACAAUGGACUCUGUGCCCCGGCUCAACGUAAGUGCGCUGCCGACAAGGAGUGUUCGAGCAACGAGAAAUGCAUCCAGCCCGGAGAGUGUGUAUGCCCGCCUCCUUACUUCCUGGAUCCGCAGGAUAACAACAAGUGCAAGAGUCCCUGUGAACGUUUCCCGUGCGGCAUUAAUGCCAAGUGCACGCCAUCGGAUCCACCACAGUGUAUGUGCGAGGCUGGCUUCAAGGGAGAUCCCCUCCUGGGUUGCACGGACGAGGACGAGUGUGCCCACCUUCCAUGUGGCUAUGGCGCCUAUUGUGUGAACAAGAAGGGCGGUUACCAGUGCGUGUGCCCCAAGGGCUUUACCGGAGAUCCGUACAAGAGCGGAUGCAUCCUGGAGACCGGUACACCGAAGAGCAAGUGUCUAAGCAACGAUGAUUGCGCCAGUAAUCUGGCCUGCUUGGAUGGCAGCUGCGUUAGCCCGUGCAUCAGUCUCCUGUGUGGAUCCAAUGCCUAUUGUGAGACGGAGCAACAUGCGGGAUGGUGUCGCUGUCGCGUGGGCUUUGUGAAGAACGGCGACGGUGAUUGCGUAUCCCAGUGCCAGGAUGUGAUCUGUGGCGAGGGAGCUCUCUGCAUUCCCACCAGCGAGGGACCGACCUGCAAGUGCCCACAAGGACAGCUGGGUAAUCCCUUCCCCGGCGGUAGUUGCAGCACGGAUCAGUGCACGGCCUCCAGACCUUGCGGUGAACGACAGAUAUGCAUUAAUGGCAGAUGCAAGGAGCGCUGCGAAGGCGUUGUCUGUGGCAUCGGCGCCACCUGUGAUAGAAAUAAUGGAAAAUGUGUCUGCGAACCGAACUUUGUGGGAAAUCCCGACCUGCUCUGUAUGCCGCCAAUAGUGCAAGCCAUAUGCUCGCCGGUUUGUGGUGAGAAUGCUCAUUGCGAAUACGGUCUGGGCCAGAGCCGAUGUGCCUGUAAUCCUGGCACCUUUGGCAAUCCCUACGAGGGAUGCGGAGCACAGAGCAAGAACGUUUGCCAACCGAAUAGCUGUGGACCCCAUGCCGAAUGCCGAGCUGUGGGAGACCGCAUCUCCUGCCUGUGCCCGCAGGGCUUCAGUGGCAAUCCCUAUAUUGGCUGCCAGGAUGUGGAUGAGUGCACCAAUAAGCCAUGUGGUCUGAACGCGGCUUGUCUGAAUACAGCCGGAGGAUUCGAGUGCCUUUGCCUGUCGGGUCAUGCCGGCAAUCCGUACAGUAGCUGUCAGCCCAUCGAGAGCCGUUUCUGCCAGGAUGCCAGCAAGUGUCAGUGCAAUGAGCGUGUUGAGUGUCCCGAUGGCUACAGCUGUCAGAAGGGUCAAUGCAAGAACCUCUGCUCCCAGGCGUCAUGUGGCCCACGAGCUAUUUGCGAUGCCGGGAAGUGCAUCUGCCCGAUGGGCUACGUUGGGGAUCCGAAGGAUCUGAUUAAUGGUUGCAGCAUUCGCGGCCAGUGUGGCAACGAUGCCGACUGCCGGCACUCGGAAAUCUGCUUCCAGCUGGGCAAGGGACUGCGCAAGUGCGUUGACGCCUGCUCCAAGAUUCAGUGUGGACCCAAUGCUCUCUGCGUAGCGGAUGACCAUCGUUCUUCCUGCAUCUGUUCGGAUGGUUACUUUGGGAACCCAAGCAACCUGCAAGUUGGAUGUCAGCCGGAGAGAAAGGUUCCAGUGGAAGAGGAGGAUAAAUGCAAAUCGGAUAAGGACUGUGAGCGAGGAUAUGGAUGUCAGAUGGCAGGCGGACAUGGCGGCCGAGAGUGCAUUAACUUGUGCUCCAAUGUUGUCUGCGGACCCAAUGAGCUGUGCAAGAUAAACCCAGCUGGACAUGCGAUUUGCAACUGUGCCGAGAGCUAUGUGUGGAACCCAGUUGUCUCCUCAUGCGAGAAGCCUUCGCUGCCGGACUGCACCAGUGAUGCCAACUGUCCCGAUGCCUCCGCUUGUCGUCCGGAUGUCUUGGGUGUGCUCAAGUGCGUCGCCAUCUGCGACGCCUUCACGUGUCCGGCCAAUUCGGUGUGCGUGGCUCGUCAGCACCAGGGACGUUGUGACUGUCUGCCCAACUUCGUGGGUAAUCCGAACGAUAGAAAUGGCUGCCAGCCAGCUGUAAAGCAUCAGUGCAAGAACCAUGCCGAGUGCCAGGAGUCAGAGGCUUGUAUCAAGGAUGAGAACACUCAAACGCUUGGCUGCCGUGCUGCCUGCGAUACCGUGAAGUGCGGACCCCGUGCCGUUUGCAUAACCAACAACCAUCAGGCGCAGUGUCAGUGUCCCCCUGGACCAUUUGCCGGAGAUCCGUACGAUCCUUUCAAUGGCUGCCAGAGUGUCCCGUGUGUGUAUAAUCACGACUGCCCACCCAGUCAGAUGUGUAACCGAAUGACCCAUACCUGUUACGAUGUGUGCGACGAGGAGUCUUGUGGCGAAAAUGCCAUCUGUCUGGCUGAAGAUCAUCGGGCCGUUUGCCAGUGUCCGCCGGGAUUUAAGGGAGACCCGUUGCCAGAAGUGGCUUGCACAAAGCAAGGAGGAUGUGCUGCCGGAACCUGUCACGCCUCGGCCAUUUGCGAAGUUACCCCAGAAGGACCUGUCUGCAAGUGUCCGCCCCACUUUGGAGGCGAUCCCAAGACGCGCGGAUGUCGUCCUGAAGGUCAGUGUCCCAAUGGAGAUGCUGAUUGCCCCGCCAACACAAUCUGCGCUGGAGGAAGAUGCCAGAAUCCCUGCGACAAUGCCUGCGGAGCCAAUGCUGAGUGUAAGGUGGUCAACAGAAAGCCUGUCUGCAGUUGCCCGCUGCGAUUCCAACCUGUGUCUGAUACGGCACGGGAUGGAUGUGCCCGUAGUCCGUCCAAGUGUCUCACAGACGUGGACUGCGGUGGACAGUUGUGCUACAACGGACAAUGCCGCAUUGCCUGCAGGAAUUCGCAGGACUGCUCCGAUGGAGAGAGCUGCCAGAGCAACGUCUGCGUGGUUGCCUGUCUGGAUCACAGCCAGUGCACCAGUGGCUUAGCCUGCGUGGAGGGUCACUGCACCAUCGGCUGUCGCAGCAACAAGGAAUGCAAGCAGGAUCAGUCCUGUAUUGAGAACAAGUGCCUGAAUCCCUGCCAGUCGGGCAGCAGCUGUGGCCCCAAUGCCCUCUGCAGCAUUGCCCAGCAUCGAAGCCAAUGCAGUUGCCCAGAGGGCUUCGAAGGAAACCCCACACCUGAACAAGGAUGUGUGCGAGUGCCGGCUCCCUGCCUAGCAAGCAAUCAAUGCCCCAACGGACACAUGUGCAUCGGCAAUCAAUGCAAUCUGCCGUGCACCAAGACCUCGGCCUGUGCCAUCGGAGAACGUUGCUAUCAACAGGUUUGUCGCAAGGUUUGCUACACGAGCAACAACUGUUUGGCCGGCGAGAUCUGUAACUCGGAUAGGACAUGCCAGCCAGGCUGUGAAUCUGAUGCCGAUUGCCCGCCCACCGAAUUGUGCCUCACCGGAAAGUGCAAGUGUGCCACUGGCUUCAUAGGAACACCCUUCGGCUGCUCGGACAUUGACGAAUGUACUGAAAAACCUUGCCAUGCCAGCGCUGUAUGUGAGAAUAUCCCCGGAUCUUAUCGGUGCGUUUGCCCCGAGGGAACUGUCGGCGACGGCUAUGCCCAGCAACAGGGAUGCUCCAAAUCCGGACUGUGCCACAAAUCAGAUGAUUGCUCCAAUAACUUGGCCUGCAUCCAUGGCAAGUGCACUGAUCCCUGCGCGCACACUGUUUGCGGAGCCAAUGCUCAAUGCCAAGCGGAGGGACACGAGGCUUUGUGCAGCUGUCCCGGAGGAUAUUUGGGUGAUCCCAACGAUACCGGCGUGGGAUGCUUUAAGGUUGAAUGCAUUGAUCACGAGGAUUGUGCCGGAGAUCGUGCCUGCGAUGCGGAAACCAAUCGCUGCAUUAAGCCCUGUGACCUGACUAGUUGCGGCAAGGGUAAUUGCCAUGUUGAGGACCACAAGGCCGUCUGUGCCUGCUACGAAGGAUACCAGUUGGUCAACAACGGCGGAUGCGAGGACAUCAACGAGUGUCUCUCCAAGCCUUGCCACAGCACCGCCUUCUGCAACAAUUUACCAGGAAGCUACAACUGCCAGUGCCCCGAAGGAUUGAUUGGAGAUCCGCUACAAGCCGGUUGCCGCGACCCCAGCGAGUGUCUCAGUGAUGCGGACUGCCCGGUUUCGGCCAGUUGCCAGAACUCCCGAUGCCGCAGUCCUUGCGAACGUCAGAAUGCCUGCGGAUUGAAUGCCAACUGCCAGGCUCAGGCCCAUCAAGCGGUUUGCACAUGUCCCAUUAGUUCUCGCGGAGAUCCCACCGUUGAAUGUAUUCACAUUGAGUGUUCGGAUAAUGACGAUUGCUCCGGAGAUAAGGCCUGCUUGGACGCAAAGUGUAUAGAUCCCUGCUCCCUGCCGAAUGCCUGUGGAGCUCAGGCCCGUUGCUCGGUGCAGAACCACAUCGGAGUCUGCUCCUGUGAGUCGGGAAGUACCGGAGAUGCCAAGCUGGGAUGUGUGCCGUUGCAAUACUGCCAACAGGAUGAACAAUGCGCCCAGGGUAGCAUCUGCUCCCACGGCAUCUGCAGUCCUCUGUGCAGCACCAAUCGGGAUUGUAUCUCGGAACAGUUGUGCUUGCAGGGCGUCUGUCAGGGAACCUGCAAAUCGAACUCCACUUGUCCCCAGUUCCAGUUCUGCUCGAAUAACAUCUGCACCAAGGAGCUAGAGUGCCAAUCGAACGGAGAUUGUGGCGAGGACGAGACCUGCCUGAGUGAUGCCUACGGCCGUGCCAGGUGUGAGUCCGUGUGUUUGGGUCGCGCCGCCUGUGGCAGAAAUGCAGAAUGUGUGGCCCGUUCUCAUGCCCCCGAUUGUGUUUGCAAGGAUGGAUUCUUUGGAGACGCCCGGUCGGGAUGCCGAAAGAUCGAAUGCACCACCGAUGACGAUUGCUCCAAUGACAAGAGCUGCGACAACCACAUGUGCAAGAUUGCCUGCCUUAUUGGACAGCCGUGCGGAGAGAAUGCUCUCUGCACCACGGAACACCACCAGCAAGUGUGCCACUGCCAACCUGGUUUCAGUGGUGAUCCGCGUGUUCGUUGCGAUGUUAUCGACUUUUGCCGUGACGCUCCGUGCGGACCCGGAGCCCGUUGCCGGAACGCGAGGGGGUCGUACAAAUGCACCUGUCCCACGGGACUCGUUGGUGAUCCGUACAACGAGGGCUGUCGCAGCUCCGUGGAGUGCGAGACCAACGAGGACUGUCCCCCGCACGCUGCAUGCACCAAAACAAACGGGGUGGCCAAGUGCCGCGAUGUCUGUGCCCAGCUGCAAUGUGGCCCCAAUGCGGAAUGUGUUCCGAAGGGUCAUGUGGCGCAGUGUGCAUGCCGCAGCGGCUACGACGGCCAACCCGCUGACCGGGUGGCCGGCUGUAAGCCGUUGCCCGUUCCCUGUCAGGUUACCGGCGACUGUCCGACCAACACAUACUGCUCGGAUAGCGUCUGCAAACCUGCCUGCGUGCUGGACACCGAAUGUGGACCGUCUGAAGUGUGCCAAGGUGGCCAAUGCUUCAAUCCCUGCCUGCAGCCGCAGGCGUGUGGUCAAAAUGCCGAAUGCAUCAUCCAGAAUCACAUUAAGCAGUGUCACUGCCCCGCGGGCUUCACUGGCGAUUCAGCCAAGGAGUGCGUCCGAGUCCCGGUGGCCUGUGAUGGUGACUGUGCUGCUGGCUACACCUGUCGCGAUUCCAUGUGCCUGCCAGUGUGCCACAAUGAUCUUGAAUGCGCCUCGAAUGAGAAGUGCCUGAAGGGCAACUGUAUGCUAACCUGUCGCGUGGACAACGACUGUUUCCUGGGUCAUGUCUGCCUGCACAACAAGUGUGUCUAUGGCUGUCAUGUGGACGACGAUUGCAGUGCCUCCGAGUCCUGUCGCAAUGAUAAGUGCGUGAACCCCUGUCUGGAGAAUAGUCCCUGCGGCCCCAAUGCCGCCUGUGCUGUGUCGAACCAUCGGGCCAGCUGUAGCUGCUUGGAUAGCAUGGUGCCCAAUCCCACGCCCCAGGUGGGCUGUGUGCGCUCUCCCCCGCUGGAGUGUCGCGAGAACCGCGACUGUGGCAAUGGACUUGCCUGCUUCGAGUCCGUUUGCCGUCCCCUGUGCGCCGAUGAUGCUGGCUGCUUGACCAACGAACGUUGCCAGCAGGGAGUGUGCAAGUCGCUUUGCAGGCACGACAACGAGUGCGGUCAUGGCGAGCUCUGUCUGGGCCUGAAUUGUGUACCUGGCUGCCGCUCAGAUCAAGGAUGCCCUCAAGACCUGGCCUGCGUGGGUCAACAGUGCGUGGAUCCAUGUGCCGAUCCCACUGCCUGCGGCACUAACGCCAUCUGCCAGGUGAUCGAUCAUAGCAAGCAGUGCGCAUGCCCGGAUGGUCUCGACGGCAAUGCCAAUGUAGCCUGCAAGGUGCCCCGCAUCGCAUGUGGCAGGAAUGAGGAUUGCCAGUCCAAUCAACUCUGCUACGCCGGCAGCUGCCAGGCCAAGUGCAGGAACGAUCAGAACUGCCUGUCGGACGAGCGUUGCAUGCGAGGAACAUGCAGAACCGUUUGCAACACGGACGAAGCCUGCUCUCAGGGACAGAUCUGCGAGAACCGCAUGUGUCAAACCGGAUGCCGUACGGACUUGAGCUGUGCAACGGACGAGGCCUGCGUGAACAAGAAGUGCCAGAACCCAUGUCGCACCCCGGGUCAAUGCGGACAGUGUGCCGAUUGCCUGGUGGUCAACCACGGCGUCCAGUGCCAGUGCCCCGCAUCCUUCAUUGGAGAUGGUCUUACUGGCUGUCAGCUGCCGCCGGAACGCUGCCAUCCUGGUUGCGAGUGCGAUGAGAACGGCGCCUACUGUGCCGCCAAAUGCUCUAGGAACGAGGACUGCUCCUGUGGACAGCAGUGCGCCAGGGGAAAGUGCCGCAAUAAGUGCGGACCCAAGCGUCAAUGUACGGUGGGUCAGCUUUGCGAGCGAGGAGCCUGCAUUGCCGGUUGCAAGUCGAAUGGAGAUUGUGCCGCUGAUCAGAGCUGCGUCCGUGGAAAGUGCACGGAUCCUUGUGCGGAUGACAAGUCCUGCGGUCGGAAUGCCCUGUGCACUGUCUCUGAGCACCGAAUGCUCUGCUACUGCCCCGACGGCUAUGAAGGCGAGCCCAGCAAGGAGUGCGUGCAAUUCGAGUGCCGCGUGGAUACAGAUUGCGAUACCAAUAAGCGCUGUGACCAAGGAAAAUGCCGUAAUCCCUGCCUCGAAUAUGGAGCCUGUGGCUCGAAUGCCCAAUGCAGGGUGGUGGGUCGCAAGGCUCAGUGCUCUUGCCCACCGGAUUUCUUUGGCAAUCCAACUACAGGCUGCCAGCCGCUGGAGAGUGGAGGAUGUUCAAACAAACCAUGCGGUGAGAACUCCAAAUGCACUGAAGUGCCUGGCGGCUAUGAGUGUGCCUGCAUGGAUGGCUGCAUCGGAGACGCCCACAAUGGAUGUAUUUGCGGAGGACCGCUGGUGAAUGCCUGCCAGGAUCAGCCAUGUGGCUUAAACGCCGCCUGUCAUGUGCUGGAGAACAAUCAGGCCGAGUGCUACUGCCCGGAGAGCUUCCCCAACGGUGAUGCCUAUGUGCAAUGUUACCUGACGCCGCCGCAGCAGGAUUGUCGCACCCUUGAAUGUGAUGUAGGCGACUGCGUUCGCCAGGGCUAUGAAUAUGUCUGCCAGAGGGACACCGAACAAUGCUACUCAGAUACGGAUUGUCCCAGUGAAAAGUCAUGCCUCCAAGGACACUGCAGCGAUCCUUGUACAAUGCGUGGUGCGUGUGGUGCGAAUGCGCUCUGCAAAACUGUGCUGCAUCGGCCGCGCUGCUCCUGCCCCAGCUGCCACAUCGGUCGGCCGGAGGUCGAGUGCAAGCUCGAUCCCAAGUGCUCGUCCGAUGAUGGCGAUGCCAAGACCAAGGAGCAAAUCCCAUGCUCCAGCGAUACCGAAUGCCCCGAGACGUUGCAGUGCGGCCAGUACGGUCAAUGCACAGAUCCGUGCAACAAUCCGCUCUUCAUUUGCGAGAGCAACAAGAAGUGCGAGACGCGGCGCCACCAGCCGGUGUGCAUAUGCAAGUCGGGCUUCAUUGUGAACGAGUAUGGCGAACUGACCUGUGCCCCAGAGAAGCGGGAGUGCUAUCGCGACGAUGACUGCGCCUCGAACAUGGCCUGCACGGAUGGCAAGUGCCGGAACCCGUGCAUUGUCCCUCUGGGCCGAGCACCGAUCUGUGCGGAGAACAAGUCCUGUGAGGUGCAGAACCACAAGCCGGUGUGCAUCUGCAUGCGCGAUUGCCAGCCAUCGAUAUCCAUCUGUCUGCGUGAUGCCGGCUGUCCGGCUGGACUGGCCUGCCGCAAGCUGCAGUGCGUCGAUCCGUGCAAGUUUGCCACAUGCGCACCCAACUCGCCAUGCAUUGUCGAGGAUCACAAGCCGAUAUGUAAAUUCUGCCCAGCUGGAUUUAUAGCCGAUGCCAAAUAUGGAUGUCAAAAAGAAAUUGGUUGCGCUUCGAGCCAUGAGUGCCCCUCACAGCAGGCGUGCAUUAAUGCACUCUGCGUGGAUCCCUGCACCUACGACAAUCCCUGCGGCCGCAAUGAGGAUUGCCGUGUCCUGGACCAUCAGCCCUCGUGCUCGGGAACUGGUCGAACUCCUGGCUGUGAACACUGUCCACCAGGGGUUAAUUGCGAUCCCACUACUGGUGCUUGUAUCAAGGCUAAUGUAACAAUAACAACUAUUACUACCAAGAACUCCACAUCUACCAAGAUACCAACGAAACCAAGAACAACAGCUAACCCAAACACGGGCGUCAAAAAGACCCCUACUACUGCAAGGGCCAACACCACCACAACAACCACAACCACCACCACUACUACCACUUCUUCCACUAGCACUGAAUCGAGCACAAUCACAAGCGCUACUAACCAGACCAGUAGGAACCACAGUAAGAAACCAGACACAGAAAGCACCACCUCCCAUACCGAUGCCACAAGGCGGUACCGCGAUGGGGAGAACAAUAUUACCGAUACUCCAACGCCGAGACCCACGAUUCCAACAACCACGUUGCGUGGCGAAGAUACAAGUAGUGGUAAUCAGGGUCGAACCACAUCGCAGCCCAAAAAGACCACGCGUCUGGAUACAUCCAAUGAGGAUUACACAACGGGCAGGCCCCUCGAGCUGCCCACCACGGAGGGCACCACCACUGAGGUGUACGACACCAUGAUUGCUCCACUGGGCAAUACAACAACUGAAAUCUCAUUAAUUAACCCAUGUACAGUAGAUACUAACUGUGCUCCCAACGAGCACUGUAAACUGGGAAAUUGCCGUAAGAAAGAACCGCCGGGUUCACCGAAAACACCUGAACCCUGUCAAUCUAACAACGACUGCAUUGAGAGCGAGGCCUGUUACAUGGGCUUGUGCCAGGAUCCGUGCGAAUUUGCCAAGAUCUGUGCCGCGAGUGCCAAGUGUUCGGCCAAGAGUCAUCGUCCGAUUUGCACCUGCCCGCAGGGCCAUGAGGGCAAUCCGAUGGUCAAAUGUGUGCCCACUCAAACCUCAAUCGAAUGCACUGAUAAUUCCGACUGUGGCGUCACCGAGGCCUGCAUCAAUCAGCGCUGCCAGCAUCCUUGCGAUGUUCAUGAUCCUUGCGCCACGAACGCGAUUUGCAUCAACACCAAUCACGCCGCCGAAUGCAGCUGUGCGGAUGGUUUUCAGGGCAAUGGACUUGUGGGCUGCCAGCCAGCACGCUCCCAUGUCUGCCAAUACAACGAGGACUGUCCGCCGACGAAGCUGUGCGACCGCCUCAACCGUCGCUGCAUCAAUCCCUGCCAAGAGGACUCGUGCGGCGAGAAUGCCGAGUGUAUACCAGUGAAUCACGGCACAGAUUGCCGUUGCCUGCCUGGUUUCCUGGGCAAUGCCUACGUUCAGUGUCUGCCCAGUCAGGGUUGCCGUUCCGAUUCCGAGUGUGACUCGAGUCAGGCCUGCAUCAAUGGCAAGUGCUCCUCGCCCUGCCAGUGCGGAGCAUCGGCUCUCUGCGAUGUGAUCAAUCAUCGUGGAGUGUGCAAGUGCCCGCCGGGCUACAGUGGCAAUCCCCAAGUGGGCUGCAGACCGCCCCAGAACCCGUGCGAGCCCAAUCCGUGUGGCUUGAAUGCCUUGUGCGAGCUGGACAACGGAAAUCCCAUUUGCUACUGCCCCAAGGGUCUCACUGGAAAUCCUUUCAAAAAUUGCAUUCCGGAAGGAGACGAAUGCACCCCGAACCCCUGUGGCCCCAAUUCGGGUUGUCGUCGUGUGGAGGGCAAGCCCAUAUGCUUCUGCCUGCCGGAAUACGACGGGCAACCUCCUGUGAUUCCCUGUCAGCUACCCUCGAAUCCCUGCGACCCAUCACCUUGCGGUCCCAACACUCAGUGCUCGGUACUCAGCAAUGGAUUCUCCAAGUGCACUUGCCUGCCGGGAUAUGUUGAGAGUCCCAACACAAUUCGUGGCUGUGUGGAACCGAUUAACCCAUGCGACCCCAACCCUUGUGGAACUGGUGCCAUCUGUGACUCGUCUCGCCAGCCCGUAUGCUACUGUCCGGACAACAAGAUCGGAAAUCCGUUCAGGCUGUGCGACAAGCCGGCCGUUACGAUUGAAUUGUGCCAGCCAGGGCCUUGUGGCCGAAAUGCUGACUGCUAUGUGGCCGGAAAUCGUGAGGAAUGCUACUGCCGCUCCGGAUAUGUGGGCGAUGCCUAUCAGGGCUGCCGUGAACCCAGUCGCACCGUGUGCGAUCCCAAUCCCUGUGGACCUAAUGCCAACUGUGUGGUGGCCGGCGAUGGACAGACUGCAUGUGUGUGUCCCGACGGCCUAUCCGGUGACCCAACGUCUUUGAUUGGCUGCCACGGCUAUGAGUGCCAGGUCGACGCAGAUUGUCCAAAUAGCAAGGCUUGCAUGGGCUUCCGCUGCUACGAUCCGUGUCCGGGAACUUGUGGCCAGGGAGCUAACUGCCGUGUGGAGGAACAUCACCCUGUUUGUUCAUGCAAUUCUGGAUUAACUGGAAACCCGGGAGUGCGAUGCUAUGCCCUGGACCAUCCCAAGACGAAUCCCUGUGUGCCCAGUCCGUGCGGAAGGAAUAGUGAGUGCAAGCUUCUUAAUAACCGCGCUGUUUGCUCCUGCCUACCUGGAUAUUUGGGAGAUCCUCAGUCCGGAUGUCAGCCUGAGUGCGACAUCAACUCGGAUUGCGGUGAGGCCUUGUCGUGCAUUAAUCAUAAGUGCGUGGAUCCUUGCGCCGGAGCCAUCUGUGGCAUUAAUGCCAUCUGCAAUGUGCGCCAGCACACGCCAGUCUGCCUCUGCUUAGACGGUUUUGCUGGCGAUGCCUUCUUGCAGUGUGUGCCCAUUGGAGUCCUUAAAAACGUAUCGCGUGAUCCAUGUGCCUCAUCGCCGUGUGGACCCCAUGAUGCUUGCUCGAUUUAUGGUGAUGGUGUGGCACUCUGUGAUCCCUGCUUCGGACCCAACGCUCAGCAGAACCCGCGCUGCCGACCCGAGUGCGUAACAAAUUCGGAUUGUCCCUUUGACCGCGCCUGCUUGAGGCAGCGCUGCUUGGAUCCCUGCCUGGGAACGUGUGGACGCAACGCCAUCUGCACUGUAUACGAGCACAACCCGGUUUGUGCGUGUCCCACGGGGCUCUUUGGAAACCCCUACGAACAGUGCACCACGCAGUCCGUAAUUGUGCCAACACCACAGCCCAGCUGUGCGAAGCUGCAUUGCGGUGCCAACGCGGAGUGCAAGCGCCAACAGAGCGGACUGGCCUGCGUAUGCCGUAAGGGAUACUUUGGAGAUCCGCACAUUGGAUGCCGUCCGGAAUGUGUCCUCAACAGCGACUGUCCGGCGGAGAAAGCCUGUCUGAAUUCCAAAUGCGUGGAGGCCUGUUCCGGUGUUUGUGGUAUCAAUGCUGUUUGCCGUGUGGUCAACCAUGCACCGGUGUGCAUCUGUCCGGAGGGAUACAGUGGAGAUGCCUCAAUUGCAUGCAAUCCUUACUACUUGCCCCCUGUGACGCCUCCAGUUAGGCCUCUGCCCUGUGAACCUUCACCUUGUGGACCCAACUCGCGUUGUCUGGCCACUCCUGAUGGUUAUGCUGCCUGUUCCUGCCUGCCAAACUUCAAGGGUGCUCCGCCCGUCUGCCAGCCAGAGUGCGUGGUGAGUUCGGAGUGUGCUCCGAACCAGGCCUGUCUGAAUCAGAGAUGCGCUGAUCCCUGCCCCGGCAUUUGCGGCGGUGGAGCCCGUUGCGAAGUGCUCAACCACAAUCCGAUCUGCUCGUGCGAGCCGAACUUCGAGGGUGAUCCAUUCGUGGCGUGCUCACCCAUCCAGGACCCAGGACGUGAAGUCGACGUGCCAAAGAAUCCCUGCGUGCCAUCCCCUUGCGGACCAAAUUCCAUUUGCCAGAUCAAACAGAACCGUCCCGUUUGCUCCUGUGUGGCCAAUUACAUCGGCAGCCCGCCAUAUUGCCGACCGGAGUGCACGCUGAGCAGUGAGUGUCCCGCAGACAAGGCUUGCAUCCAGGAGAAGUGCCAGAACCCGUGCGCCAAUGUCUGUGGACACAAUGCCCGCUGCACGGUCAUUGCUCACUCAGCCCACUGUAGUUGCGAUCAGGGAUACGAGGGCGAUGCCUUCAUCAGUUGCUCGAAGACCAGUGUGGAGAAACCAGGAGAUGACUUCGAUCCCUGCUACCCGAAUCCUUGUGCUGAAAACGCUGUGUGUACGCCUCACAAUAAUGCCGCUCGUUGUACCUGCAUCGAGCCCUACUUUGGUGAUCCGUACAGUACCGGCUGUCGUCCGGAGUGUAUCUACAACUCGGAGUGUCCCUCGUCGCUAGCCUGCAUCAAGCAACAUUGUCGAAAUCCCUGCACGUCGGCUUGCGGUGCAAAUGCUGAGUGUGCGGUGGUAAACCACCUCCCAAGUUGCAGCUGUUCCCGUGGCUUUGAGGGUGAUCCCUUCGAGGGUUGCAAGCGAGUGCCGAUUGUGGGUCCCGUCAGCGUCUGCGAACCGAAUCCCUGCGGACCCAACAGCAUCUGUCGCACGGUGGAGGGACAUCCUACGUGCAGUUGCCAGGUUGGCUAUUUCGGAGCUCCACCUCAGUGCCGACCCGAGUGCGUGGUCAGUUCGGAGUGUGCCCAGAACCUUGCCUGCAUCAACCAGAAGUGCACGGAUCCUUGUGCCGGAACCUGCGGCUUCAAUGCCAAGUGUCAGGUGAACAACCACAACCCGAUCUGCUCCUGUCCCGCCAACUAUGAGGGCGAUCCGUUCGAACAAUGUGUUCCUAAACCAUCAGAACCGCCACGUAACGUGGAUCCCUGCCUGCCCAGUCCAUGCGGACCAAAUGCCAACUGUCGCAAUAUAAACAACCGAGCCGAGUGCUCUUGUGCCGCUGGAAUGUUUGGAGCUCCGCCCAACUGUCGACCGGAGUGUGUGAUUAACCAGGAUUGCCCAUCGAACCGGGCUUGCAUCCGACAGCGUUGCGAGGAUCCUUGCAUCGGCAUCUGUGGCUUUAAUGCUCAGUGCUCGACGCAGAACCAUCAGCCAACGUGUAGUUGCAUCGAAAGUUUUGAGGGUGAUCCGUACACUGCCUGCCGAAUGCGAGAGAUCGUGGUACCAGAUCCACCCUCCGACCCAUGCUAUCCAUCGCCAUGUGGUGCUAAUGCCAUUUGUCGCGUCCGUAAUGGAGCCGGCUCCUGCAGCUGCAUCCAAAACUAUUUCGGUGAUCCGUACAUCAACUGCCGACCGGAGUGUGUUCAGAAUAGCGACUGUCCCGGCAAUCGGGCUUGUAUAAAUAUGAAGUGCCGAGAUCCCUGCGCCAAUGCCUGCGGAUUCAAUGCAAUCUGUCGGGUGGCCCAUCAUCAGGCCGUAUGCAGUUGCGAGCCAGGCUUCACUGGCAACCCUCUGCGCGCCUGUGUCGAGAGACCCUCAAACAUGUAUCUGCCCCUGCCCCCUGACCCAUGUAGACCCUCGCCUUGUGGCCUGUUUAGUACUUGCCAUGUGGCUGGGGACCGACCAGUGUGCGCCUGCUUACCAGACUAUAUGGGGGCUCCGCCCAACUGCAAGCCCGAGUGCAUGACCAGUGCCGAGUGCCCCUCGGAUAGGGCCUGUAUCAAUCAACGCUGUAAAGAUCCGUGUCCCGGUACAUGUGGCUACAAUGCCCGCUGUCGAUGCACCAACCACUCGCCCAUCUGUAGCUGCUACGAUGGGUAUACAGGAGAUCCGUUCCAUCAGUGCGUGCCCGAAAGAAAACCAACGCCCAUACCCGAUCCUAUUGUACCGCCGAAUCCCUGUGUGCCAUCGCCUUGCGGUCCGAACUCGCAGUGUCAAGUUUCCAGCAGCGGAGCGGUCUGCUCCUGCGUGGCCAAUUACAUAGGACGCCCGCCUAGCUGCCGGCCAGAGUGCAGCAUCAAUUCCGAGUGUCCGGCCAGGAUGGCGUGUGUGAAUGCACGUUGCGCCGAUCCAUGCAUUGGGUCGUGUGGCAACAACGCCCUUUGCCAUGUCAGCCUUCAUGCUCCGGUUUGCAUGUGCGAGCCCGGCUACUCUGGUGACCCCUUCUCCGGUUGCUACAAGAUCAUUGAGACCCCGAUCGAAGUGAUCCAACCCUGUCGUCCCAGUCCCUGCGGUUUGAACGCCUUGUGCGAGGAGCGGAAUCAAGCUGCCUCAUGCAAGUGUGUGCCCGAGUACUUUGGCGAUCCGUAUGUCGAGUGCCGACCCGAGUGCGUCAUUAACUCUGACUGUCCCCGGUCGAGGGCAUGCGUCAACCAGAAGUGCGUGGAUCCGUGUCCAGGAAUGUGCGGUCACAGCGCUCAAUGCGCGGUCUUUAAUCAUGCGCCCAAUUGCGAAUGUCUGCCGGGUUACACGGGUAAUCCCAUCGUCGGUUGCCACCUGGUGCCCGAGGCACCACGCUAUCCCGACCCCAUAGUGCCCGAAAACCCUUGCCAACCCUCGCCAUGUGGCCUCUACAGCAACUGUCGUCCGGUCAACGGUCACGCAGUCUGCUCCUGUGUGCCCAACUAUAUUGGCUCUCCGCCCAACUGCCGGCCCGAGUGCAUGAGCAGCUCGGAGUGCUCGCAGGACAAGUCGUGUGUCAACGAACGCUGCAAGGACCCCUGUCCCGGUACCUGCGGCAACAAUGCCCUCUGCCGUGUGGUCAACCAUAACCCCAUCUGCUCCUGCAGUCCCGGCUACAGCGGUGAUCCGUUCGUGCGCUGCUUCCCGCAAGAGAAGCGACCCAUCGUCCACGAAGAUCCGUGCGUUCCAACGCCGUGUGGACCGAACUCUCAGUGUCGGGUGUCGGCGGCCAAUGAGCAGGCGGUCUGCUCAUGCUUGCAACAUUAUGUGGGUAGGGCGCCAAACUGCCGGCCGGAGUGCACAUCGGACUCCGAGUGUCCGGGCAAUUUGGCCUGCAUAAAUCUGCGCUGCCGGGAUCCGUGUGUCGGUACCUGCGGCAUCCAAACCACCUGCCUUGUAAAUAAUCAUAGACCCAUUUGCCGCUGCCUCGAAGGUUAUGCCGGGGAUCCAUUCUCAGAGUGUAGUCCGAAGAUUAUUGUCCCGCCAGAGGUGGCACAGCCCUGCAACCCAAGUCCCUGCGGAGCCAAUGCCGUGUGCAAGGAGCGCAAUGGCGUAGGCUCUUGCCUGUGUCUGCCGGAGUAUAAUGGAGACCCGUACACCGAGUGCCGCCCGGAGUGCGUGCUUAAUAGUGAUUGCUCGAAGAACCGUGCUUGCCUGAACAACAAGUGCCGCGAUCCCUGUCCAGGAGUCUGUGGCGUCUCCGCCGAGUGCCAUGUCAUCAACCAUGCCCCCAGCUGCAGUUGCCCCUCCGGAUACACGGGCAAUCCUUCGCAGUACUGUAGGGAGUUACCAAAAUUGGCCCCACCCGUGGAAGCAUGUCGUCCAUCACCCUGCGGUCCCUAUAGCCAGUGCCGUGAGGUGAACGGUCAUGCGGUCUGCUCUUGUGUUACCAAUUAUAUUGGAACUCCGCCCGCCUGUCGGCCAGAGUGCUCGGGUAGCUCCGAGUGCUCCCAGGACAGAGCGUGUGUGAAUCAACGCUGUGUGGACCCAUGUCCCGGCACCUGUGGCAACGAGGCCAUCUGCAAGGUGACCAACCACAAUCCCAUCUGCUCGUGUCCCGCCGGAUACAGCGGCGAUCCGUUCGUACGCUGUGCCCCCUGGCAGGAGGAGCCCGAGCAUCCCAAGUCGAAUGAGAAUCCCUGUGUUCCGAGUCCCUGCGGUCGAAAUUCCCAGUGUCGUGUUGUGGGCGAGACGGGUGUGUGCUCCUGCCUGCCGAAUUUCGUGGGCAGGGCGCCAAACUGCCGCCCAGAGUGCACCCUUAAUACCGAGUGCCCGGCCACCUUGGCCUGUAUUAACGAGCGCUGUCAGGAUCCCUGUCCGGGAUCGUGUGGCUUCAAUGCCUACUGCAGUGUGGUGAAUCACUCACCCGUCUGCUCCUGCGACAAUGGUUUCACUGGUGAUCCCUUCGCUGGCUGCAAUCCGCAACUUUUGCCCGAGCCCGAGGAGCGCCUGACGCCCUGCCAACCUUCGCCCUGUGGCCCCAAUGCCGAGUGCCGCGAACGCAACGGUGCCGGCUCCUGUACGUGCCUGCCGGAGUAUUUCGGUGAUCCGUACAGCGGCUGUCGUCCGGAGUGCGUGGUGAACAGUGAUUGUUCGCGCGACAAGUCGUGCGUCAACCAGAAAUGCGUGGACCCCUGUCCAGGUGUUUGUGGCCUGAACGCCGAGUGUCGUGUGUCCAAUCAUCUGCCCAGCUGCUCUUGCCUGGCAGGCUACACUGGAAAUCCGUCGAGUGCGUGCCGUGAAAUACCCCAGUUACCCCCGCCACCCGAACGGGAUGAGCAUCCCUGUAGACCCUCGCCCUGCGGCCCAUACAGUCAGUGCCGUGAGGUCAAUGGCCAUGCCGUGUGCUCCUGCCUGCAAGGCUUUGUUGGUUCAGCACCGAGCUGCCGGCCCGAGUGCAUCAUUAGCUCGGACUGUGCCCAAGAUCUCAACUGUCAGAAUCAGAAGUGCGUGGACCCGUGUCCGGGCACUUGCGGCAUCGAGGCCCGGUGCCAGGUCAUUAACCACUACCCUGCAUGCUCCUGUGCCCCAGGUUUUACCGGAGAUCCCUUCAAUCGAUGCACUAAGAUAUUGUUGGAACCCACACCCGCGGAAAAGUCCGGUAAUCCCUGCAUCCCCUCACCGUGCGGACCCAACUCGAAAUGCAUCGAUGUCCGCGGUUCACCUGCAUGCUCCUGUCUGCCCGACUACCUUGGCCGUCCGCCCAACUGCCGGCCCGAGUGCCUCAGCAGUGCCGACUGCCCGGCGAAUCUGGCCUGUGUUAACCAGCGCUGCACGAAUCCAUGCAUCGGCGCCUGCGGCCUCAACUCCGUCUGCACGGUCAUUAAGCACCGGCCGACAUGCGAAUGUGUGCCUGGUUACACCGGAGAUCCCUUCUCGGGCUGUGCGAUUGUACAGCAAAUUACGCCCUCGGAAGAGCCCAGAAAUCCUUGCAAUCCCAGUCCCUGCGGUGCCAAUGCCAUCUGUCGGGAGCGCAACGGAGCUGGCUCCUGCGCCUGCCUGCCAGAGUACUUUGGAGAUCCGUACAGCGGCUGCCGGCCGGAAUGUGUCCAGAACGAUGACUGUGAUCGGUCGCGAGCCUGCAUCAACAACAAGUGCCAGGAUCCAUGCCCCGGGGCCUGUGGCAUUAAUGCCGAGUGCCGGGUCUUGAAUCAUGGUCCCAAUUGCAACUGUUUCGAUGGCUAUACCGGAGAUCCGCAUCGUGCUUGCUCACUCAUCGAGGUGGUCACCCGCCGGCCAGAGAAUCCAUGCCAGCCAUCGCCCUGCGGACCAUACAGCCAGUGUCUAGACACCAACAGCCAUGCCGUGUGCAGCUGCCUGGAGGGUUACAUCGGAGCCCCACCCAGCUGCAAGCCGGAGUGUGUAGUCAGCUCGGAGUGCCCACAGAACAGGGCUUGCAUCAACCAGAAGUGCGAGGAUCCGUGCCGCGGCUCGUGCGGCAACAAUGCCAAGUGCCAGGUGGUGAACCACAACCCCAUAUGUACCUGCCAGCCCGGCAUGACGGGAGAUCCCAUCUCGGGAUGCCUGCCCACCGAAGCUGGCAAGACCUCGGACAACCCGUGCGUGCCAUCACCAUGCGGACCGAACGCCAAUUGCCGUGUGAUUGGCAACCAGGCAGCUUGCUCCUGCCAGACCAGCUUCAUCGGACGUCCGCCCAACUGCCGGCCGGAGUGUACAAACAACGAUGAGUGCCAGAACCAUCUGUCCUGCCAGAACGAACGCUGCGUCGAUCCUUGUCCCGGUUCUUGUGGCAACAACGCCAUCUGCCAGGUGGUGCAGCACAAUGCCGUCUGCACCUGCGCCGAUGGAUAUGAAGGCGAACCCCUCUUUGGCUGCCAACUCAUCCCAGCUGUGCUGCCCACAGAGCCUCCGCAAUCCCCAUGCGAACCAUCACCCUGCGGCCCGCAUGCCGAGUGCCGAGAGAGGAAUGGAGCCGGCGCCUGCUACUGUCACGACGGAUUCGAGGGCAAUCCCUACGAUGCUCAGCGUGGAUGCCGACGCGAAUGUGAGACCAACGACGAAUGCUCCCCGGCCCAAGCCUGUGUGCGUUUCAAGUGCGUCGAUCCCUGCGACAACAUCUGUGGAGACUAUGCCAUUUGCACCGUGGACAAGCAUGUGCCCACAUGCAACUGCCCGCCGGGAUACACAGGAGAUCCGUUCUUCAGCUGCAAGCCGGUGCCAGUUACCCCCCGACCGCCUCUGAACCCAUGCAAUCCCUCGCCCUGCGGACCCAACAGCAACUGCCGGGCCAUGAACAACCAGGCGGUGUGCUCCUGCCAGUCAGGAUUUGUGAACCAGCCGCCCAACUGCCGACCAGAGUGUGUGGUCAGUGCUGAGUGCGCACCGGAAAGAGCAUGUGUGAGAAAUCAAUGCGUGGAUCCGUGCCUGCACACCUGCGGCAUUCGUGCCAUUUGUAGCACCAAAAACCACAGUCCUAUCUGCACUUGUCCGCGCGGCAUGACCGGAGAUCCGUUUGUGCAGUGCACUAAGGUGGCCAUCACUACUCCUGGAACAACACCAUCACCGCCACCGGCAUCCUGUGUACCCUCGCCCUGUGGACCCAAUGCCAAGUGCCAGAUUGUGGGCAACAGCCCGGCCUGCUCCUGCCUACCCAACUAUAUUGGAGCGCCACCUCGCUGCCGACCGGAAUGCGUUCUCAACUCUGAAUGCGGACCCACGGAGGCGUGUAUCAACCAGAAGUGCGGUGAUCCCUGCUCGGGCUCCUGCGGAUUCGAGGCCAAGUGCCAUGUGCUUAACCACCUGGCCAUCUGCAACUGUAUCGAGGGCUACGAGGGUGAUCCCUUCGUGCGCUGCACCAAGACACCAGAGGACAGACACACAGACGUCGUGAAUGACCCGUGCAAUCCUAGUCCUUGUGGCCAGAAUGCCGACUGCUUUGCAGGAGAGUGCCGCUGCCAGAAUAAUUACCAAGGAAAUCCCUACGAAGGCUGCCGGCCAGAGUGCACUCUGUCGGCGGAUUGUCCCAGAGACAAGGCCUGUACCCGGAACCGCUGCGUGGAUCCCUGCCCCGGUGUCUGCGGCAACAAUGCAUUGUGCGAGGUCAUGAACCACAUUCCGGUGUGCUCAUGCCUCCAGGGCUACGAGGGUGAUCCGUUCACCAGCUGUCGCGUGAAGCCUGUCGUCGAAGAUCCCAUUAUUGAGGCCUGCAACCCGUCUCCAUGUGGCUCCAACAGUCAGUGCCGCGAUAUUAACGGACAUGCGGUUUGCUCGUGCCUGGAGGGCUACAUCGGUGCUCCGCCGCAGUGUCGGCCCGAGUGCGUAGUUUCCAGCGAGUGCUCCGCCCUGCAGGCUUGCGUUAACAAGAAGUGCGUAGAUCCCUGCGCUGCGGCCUGCGGACGCGAGGCCCGCUGUGAGGUCAUCAAUCAUAGUCCCAUUUGUGGCUGCCCACCUGGUCGAACUGGUGAUCCGUUCAAGCAGUGCGUGGAGAUUGUCAUACCACCGGAUGUGAAGAAUGUCGAUACCACUGAUCCUUGCACGCCCUCGCCCUGCGGACCUAACUCCAUCUGCAAGCCGGAUAGGAAUGGACCGGUCUGCCAGUGCCAGCCCGAGUUCUUUGGCACGCCACCCAACUGCCGGCCCGAGUGCAUCAUCAAUCCGGAUUGCCUGUCCACGCAGGCCUGCAUAAACAACAGAUGCAGCAAUCCCUGCCCUGAGUCAUGUGGCACCAACGCCGAGUGCCGCGUUAUCGGACACACGGUGUCCUGUUCCUGUCCUCAAGGCUUUGCGGGAAAUGCCUUUGUCCAAUGCGUACAGCAGCAGGAAGAGCCAGUGAAGCCCUGUCAGCCAUCGCCGUGUGGAGCGAAUGCCGAGUGUAUUGAACGAAACGGAGCUGCUGCCUGUAAGUGUAUCGAUGAAUACCAAGGCAAUCCCUACGAGGGCUGCCGCCCAGAGUGCGUUCUCAGCUCGGAUUGUCCCACGGACAAGGCCUGCAUCCGUAACAAAUGUCAAGAUCCUUGCCCCGGAAUCUGUGGACUGAAUGCCCAGUGCUACGCUGUGAACCAUGUACCUAAUUGUGUCUGCAACGAUGGAUUCACCGGUGAUCCGUUUACAAGCUGUCGCCGUGUGGAGGUCAGCCCUCCGCCACCCGUUGCCGAUCCCUGCGUUCCUUCGCCGUGCGGAGCCAACAGUAAGUGCCGCAUAGCCAAUGGAUUGGCCGUAUGCUCCUGCCUGGAGACCUUUGUGGGUGCUCCGCCGAACUGCAAGCCAGAGUGCACGGUUAACGCCGAAUGUCCCUCGACGAAGGCGUGCCACAAGUUCCGCUGCGCCAAUCCCUGCGCCAAGACGUGCGGCCUGAAUGCCAAGUGCGAGGUGAUCAACCACAACCCGAUCUGUAGUUGUCCAUUGGAUAUGACGGGCGAUCCAUUCGCCCGUUGCUACCCGGCGCCACCACCGCCACCGCCUGGACCCAAGGACGAGCCGGUGAGGCCAUGCCAGCCGUCGCCUUGUGGCCUGUACUCAGAGUGCCGCGUGCGCGAUGACCAGGCUUCCUGCUCCUGCCUGCCCAACUAUAUUGGAGCGCCGCCCAACUGCCGACCCGAGUGCAUCGUAAACACGGACUGUGCUUCGAACCGAGCCUGUAUCGCCGAGAAGUGUCGAGAUCCUUGCGACGGCUCCUGCGGAGUGAACUCGGAGUGCCGCAUUCAGAACCACCUGGCUAUCUGCACCUGCCGUGGAGGCUUCACCGGCGAUCCGUUUGUUCAGUGCGUCGAGGUCAUCAUACCGACGUCACCUCCCCUUCAGAGCGAGGACCCUUGCGACUUGCAGCCAUGCGGAUCGAAUGCCGAGUGCAGGAAUGGCAUCUGUAGCUGCCUGCCGGAGUACCGAGGUGAUCCCUACACCGGCUGUCGUCCCGAGUGCACCUUGAGUACGGAUUGUCCGCCCACCAAGGCUUGCCUGAACAAGAAGUGUGUGGAUCCUUGCCCCGGAGUGUGUGGCCAGAACUCGCAAUGCGACGUCUCCAAUCACAUCCCGAUUUGCAGCUGCCUGCAGGGUUACACCGGUGAUCCGUUUGUCCACUGCCGCCAGGAGACGCCUGUCCCGAAGGAUCCAUGUCAACCCAACCCUUGCGGACCCAACAGCGUGUGCCAAAUAUCUGGACAAGCGCCCGUGUGUGCCUGCCAAGCGGGCAUGCUGGGGUCACCGCCGGCCUGCAAGCCCGAGUGCAUCGUCAGCUCCGAGUGCUCGCUACAAACGGCCUGUGUGAACAGGAAGUGCGUGGAUCCCUGUCCCGGAGCAUGUGGGCAAUUCGCCCGCUGCCAGGUUAUCAAUCACAACCCAUCAUGCUCAUGCAAUUCGGGCUACACUGGUGAUCCGUUUACACGAUGCUACCAGGAGGAACGCAAACCAACACCAACGACUCCAGAGAAUCCGUGCCAACCCUCGCCUUGUGGCCCCAAUUCGGAGUGCAAGGUGUUGAAUGGAAACGCAGCCUGUUCGUGUGCAGCCACCUUUAUUGGAACGCCACCCAGCUGCCGACCCGAGUGCUCCAUCAAUCCGGAAUGUCCGCCGACCAAGGCUUGUAUUCGCCAGAAAUGCUCGGAUCCGUGUGUGAAUGCCUGUGGAUUCAAUGCCCGCUGUAAUGUGGCCAAUCAUCAACCCAUCUGCACCUGCGAUGUGGGCUAUACUGGAGAUCCGUUCACCGGCUGUCAAAAGGAGCAAGAACGCAUUGUCAAUGAGCAGGUGACUCCCUGCGAACCCAAUCCCUGCGGCUCGAAUGCUGUGUGCCGUGAGAGGAAUGGCAUUGGUUCCUGCCAGUGCCUGCCUGAUCACUUUGGUGAUCCGUAUCAGUCGUGUCGUCCGGAGUGUGUUCGGAACUCGGACUGUUCCUCCAACAAGGCGUGUCAGCAGCAGAAGUGCCGGGAUCCCUGUCCAGGCACCUGUGGCACCAACGCCGACUGCAGUGUAACGAACCACUUGCCCACCUGUACGUGCCGCAUCGGAUAUACGGGCAAUCCGUAUAGCUACUGCCAUGUGGAACCGGCCCAACCUAUUCGUUUGGCCGAACCAACUCAGCCCUGUCGCCCCUCGCCGUGCGGUCCCAACUCUCAGUGUCGCGAACUCAACGGUCAGGCUGUGUGCUCCUGCCUGGAACUCCACAUCGGCCUGCCUCCCAACUGCCGACCCGAGUGUGUGUUAAGUACCGAGUGUCCCACCGACAAGGCUUGCAUCAGCCAACGUUGCCAGGAUCCCUGUCCCGGCACAUGUGGCAUCAAUGCCGAGUGCCGGGUUCGCAAUCACAGCCCCCUCUGUCAGUGUCGUCAAGGUUUCACCGGUGACUCCUUUACCCGUUGCUAUGCCCUACCACCACCUCCUCCCAUAAUCGAACGUGUUGAGCGUGAUCCUUGCCUGCCAUCACCAUGUGGCCUGAACAGUCAGUGCCGUAAUGUCCAGGGUGUGCCAUCGUGUUCCUGCCUGCCCGAGUUCCUGGGUGCACCGCCCAACUGCAGACCCGAGUGCACCAUCAGUGCCGAGUGUGCCUCCAAUCUGGCUUGUAUACGGGAAAAGUGUAUCGAUCCCUGUCCAGGAUCAUGUGGGUAUGCCGCCGAGUGUAAUGUGGUUAAUCACACGCCCAUUUGUGUGUGUCCAUCUGGAUUUACGGGUGAUCCGUUUAGCAGUUGUCGUCCAGCCCCUCCCGAACCUAUCCAAAGCGAAUAUGUGGAUCCGUGCAAUCCUUCACCUUGUGGUGCCAAUGCCCAGUGCAACGGUGGAGUGUGCACUUGUCUGGCCGAAUUCCAUGGUGAUCCCUAUUCCGGCUGUCGGCCGGAAUGCGUCUUGAAUUCGGAUUGUGCCAGGGACAAGGCCUGCCUGCGCAGCAAGUGUGUGAACCCCUGUCCAGGCACUUGUGGUGAGAAUGCCAUCUGCGACGUCAUCAACCACAUACCGAUGUGCAGGUGCCCCGAUGGCACUGCUGGCAGUGCCUUUAUCCGCUGCUCCCCCGUGCAGAUUUCAGUUGUAACCAAUCCUUGCCGUCCUUCACCAUGUGGUCCCAACUCGCAGUGCCGCGAGGUUAAUCAGCAGGCCGUUUGUUCGUGCCUUCCCAGCUUCAUUGGGGCUCCGCCCUCUUGUCGUCCGGAGUGUACCUCGAACGCUGAGUGUGCACCCAGGCAGGCUUGUCUGAACCAACGUUGUGGCGAUCCAUGCCCCGGAACCUGUGGAGUGGGUGCCAAUUGUGCCGUGGUCAGUCACAGUCCCUUCUGCACAUGCCCUGAACGGUUCACGGGCAAUCCCUUCAUUCGUUGCCAGCCUCAGAUUGAGCCCAUUCGCGAUGUUGUUCCCACUGAUCCGUGUCGCCCGUCUCCCUGCGGACCAUAUUCCCAAUGCCGAGCUGUGGGAGAAGCCCCCGCAUGUUCCUGUCUGGAAACAUACAUUGGACGUCCGCCCAAUUGCCGGCCAGAGUGUGUGACCAGCUCGGAUUGUGCUAGUCAGCUCGCUUGCGUCAACCAGAAGUGCGUGGAUCCAUGCCCAGAACGCUGUGGCCUCAAUGCCGAAUGCCGUGUGGUCAGCCAUGCGGUGCAGUGCAUCUGCCUGCAGGGCUUCUCCGGAGAUCCCUUCGUGCAGUGCAGUCCGGAAAUCGUGCGAGACAUCGAAAUCCGCACCCCGUGCAACCCCAGUCCGUGUGGAACGAAUGCCGUAUGCCGUGAUCGAAAUGGCGUUGGAUCCUGCCAGUGCCUUCCCGAAUACUCUGGAGAUCCGUAUCAGGGCUGCCGCCCGGAGUGUAUGCUUGACUCGGACUGUCCGUCGAACAGGGCCUGCCAGCAGUUGAGGUGCCAGGAUCCGUGUCCCGGAACUUGUGGUCUCAAUGCCAACUGUCAAGUAGUCAAUCAUCUACCCACAUGCAACUGCCUGGCUGGUUAUGUGGGUGACCCAUACCGCCAAUGCAGUCGUCAGCCGGAACCCCCUCAAAACGAAUACGUCGAUCCCUGCCGGCCCACGCCCUGCGGUCCCAAUUCUCAGUGUCGCGUCUCCAAUGAGCAAGCGGUUUGCUCCUGCCUGCCCCAGUUUGUGGGAACACCGCCUGCCUGCCGACCCGAGUGCACCAUCUCGUCGGAGUGCUCUGCGGAUAAGGCGUGCGUUAACCAGAAGUGCGUGGAUCCUUGCACCCCAAAUACUUGUGGCAGCAAUGCCGUGUGUAGGGUGCGCAAUCACAGUCCCAUUUGCAGUUGCCUCAGCGGCUACACAGGCGAUGCCUUUACGCGUUGCUUCACCAUUCCACCGCCGCCUAUUGAGACCAAAGAUGAGCCCCUGCGAGAUCCCUGUGUGCCCACGCCCUGUGGUCCCAAUUCCGAGUGCCGGAACAUCAAUGGAGUGCCCGCUUGUUCCUGCUUGCCCACCUUCAUCGGCCAGGCUCCCAACUGUCGCCCCGAAUGUACAAUCAACUCGGAAUGUCCCAGUCAGCUGGCGUGCAUCAAUCAAAAGUGUCGUGAUCCCUGUCCAGGUGCCUGCGGUCUCAAUGCUGUCUGCAGUGUCAUCAAUCAUACGCCUCUGUGUGCCUGCAUCGAUGGUUAUAUUGGCAAUCCGUUCACCAACUGUAAUCCCAAGCCUCCAGAACCCACAACGCCACCCGUUGCGGAUGAUCCCUGUAAUCCUUCACCUUGUGGCUCCAAUGCUAUCUGUCGAAAUGGUCAAUGCUCUUGUAUACCGGAGUACCAGGGAGACCCGUAUGUCUCGUGUCGUCCAGAGUGCGUCUUGAACACGGAUUGUCCUAGGGAUAGGGCUUGCGUGCGGAACAAGUGCAUCGAUCCUUGCCCUGGAACCUGCGGCGUGAAUGCCUUGUGCGAGGUCCCCAAUCACAUUCCCAUCUGCCGCUGUCCGGAGCAGAUGGCCGGAAAUGCAUUCUUUGAGUGUCGCCCCGUGGCUCCUGCUAAAAUCCAGAAUCCCUGCCAGCCCUCACCGUGUGGUCCGAACAGUCAGUGCCGUGUGGUGCAGCAGACCGCGGUCUGCUCCUGCUUGACCGACUAUGUGGGCAGUCCGCCCCAAUGUCGCCCCGAGUGUGUUAGCAAUUCCGAUUGUCCAGCCGAUCAGGCUUGCCAGAAUAUGAAGUGCCGUGACCCCUGUCCCGGUACUUGUGGCUUCAAUGCCCUCUGCAACGUGGUUAAUCACAGUCCCUUCUGCCGCUGCCCCGCUGGCAUGUCUGGAAAUCCUUUCGUUAGCUGUCAGCCGAUAAUACAACGCGAGGAGAGACCACAGAAUCCCUGCCAGCCCUCACCAUGUGGACCCAACUCCGAGUGUCGGGUGUCAGGAGACUCACCAUCUUGCUCCUGCCUAGCCGAGUUCAUAGGUGCCCCGCCCAACUGCCGACCCGAGUGCAUAUCCAACUCGGAGUGUCCCACAAACCGAGCGUGCAUCAAUCAGAAAUGUGCCGAUCCCUGCCCUGGUCUGUGCGGUGCCAAUGCCAAUUGUCGGGUGUUCAGUCACACGGCCAUGUGCUUGUGCGACAGUGGCUUCACCGGAGAUCCGUUUAGUCAGUGCAGCCCCGUGAGGGAUGCCCCCAAUGAGAUUCUGCAGCCAUGCAAUCCCAGUCCUUGUGGCGUCAAUGCCAAGUGCGAGGAGCGUGGCGGUGCCGGAUCAUGCCAGUGUCUGCCUGACUACUUCGGAAACCCCUAUGAUGGCUGCCGUCCCGAGUGCGUUCUGAACUCUGACUGCCCCUCGAAUUUGGCCUGUGCGAACCAGAAGUGUAGGGAUCCCUGUCCCGGAACAUGCGGACAGAGUGCAGAGUGUCAGGUGGUGAAUCACUUGGCCACCUGUAAUUGUCUGCCAGGCUUCACCGGCGAUCCGUACAGUCUGUGUCGCAUUAUAGUCGACGAACCACCUCAACGCGUCUAUGUAAAUCCUUGCCAGCCGUCGCCAUGUGGCCCCAACUCCCAAUGCCGGGAGGUUAACGAGCAAGGAGUGUGCUCCUGCCUGCCAGAGUUCAUCGGCAAUCCACCCGCCUGUCGACCGGAGUGCACUAGCAGCUCGGAGUGCUCCGCCGACAAGGCCUGUGUGAACCGCAAGUGCGUCGAUCCCUGUCCAAAUGUCUGCGGCCAACAGGCCGAGUGCCGAGUGCGCAACCACAACCCAAUUUGUACCUGUCUCAGUGGCUUCACAGGAGAUCCCUUCACCCGCUGUUACCGUCAGCCGCCUCCUCCGCCAGUCUUUGUUGAACGCGAACCCCUUGACCCUUGUGUUCCCUCGCCUUGUGGACCGAACUCGCAGUGUCGCGAGAUUCAUGGCACACCGUCUUGCUCUUGCUUGCCCCAGUUCUUGGGUACUCCACCCAACUGUCGUCCAGAGUGUUCCAUUAAUGCCGAGUGUCCGAGUCAUCAGGCCUGCAUAAACCAGAAGUGUCGCGAUCCGUGUCCCGGCUCCUGUGGCCUGAACACGCAGUGCAAUGUGGUCAACCACACGCCCAUCUGCAGUUGCUGGGUGGGUUACAUCGGUGAUCCAUUUAGCGUCUGCAAUCCCGAGCCGCCGCAGCGAAUCCAAGAGCCCUUGCCCCCGGAGGAUCCGUGCAAUCCCUCGCCCUGUGGCUCCAACGCAGUGUGCAACAACGGAGUGUGCUCUUGCCUGCCCGAGUAUCACGGAGAUCCGUAUACGGGCUGCCGGCCGGAGUGUGUUCUGCACACUGACUGUGACCGCAGUCGAGCCUGUGUGCGUCACAAGUGUGUGGAUCCCUGCCCCGGCAUCUGUGCCAGUAACGCCAUAUGCGAGGUUCUUAAUCACAUUCCCAACUGCCGCUGUCCAGAGCGGAUGCAAGGCAAUGCCUUCAUCCAGUGUAGUCCAGUUCCACAACUCGACGUGCCAAAGAAUCCCUGCCAACCCUCGCCCUGUGGCCCCAAUUCUCAGUGUCGUGUUGCCAAUCAGCAGGCCAUCUGCACCUGCAUCUCACCCUUCAUCGGAAGCCCACCUUUCUGCCGUCCGGAAUGUACCACCAACUCGGAGUGUCCCUUGAAUCUGGCGUGUCUCAACCAAAAGUGCAGCGAUCCCUGUCCGGGCGUCUGUGGGCGCAAUGCCCAGUGCCAUGUGACCAACCACAGUCCCUUCUGUCGCUGCCUGGAACGCUUCACGGGCAAUCCUUUCGUCAGCUGCCAGCCGAUCAUUGAGCCGCCAGUACCACCGCCCAGGCAAACCUGCCUGCCCUCACCAUGUGGACCUUAUUCUCAAUGCCGAGAAGUGAACGACUUACCCUCGUGUACAUGUUUGCCGGAAUACAUUGGAGCUCCGCCGAAUUGCCGACCAGAAUGUGUUACCAGCUCGGAGUGUCCCACGAACCAGGCUUGCAUUCAGCAAAAGUGUCGCGAUCCCUGUCCAGGACUCUGUGGACAGGCGGCUAUAUGUCGCGUGAUAUCGCAUACACCAAGCUGCGUGUGUCCCGAGGGCAUGGAGGGUGAUCCAUUCACCAUAUGCACCGAGAGGAGAAUUCAACAGCUUGACCAAUUGGACCCCUGCAAUCCAAGUCCCUGUGGAGUCAAUGCCCGAUGCACCUCUCGCCAGGAUGCUGGUUCCUGCCAGUGCUUGCCCGAGUACUUUGGCAAUCCCUACGAAGGCUGUCGCCCAGAGUGUGUCCUCAAUUCGGAUUGUCCUUCGAACAGGGCGUGUCAACAUCAAAAGUGCCAGGAUCCAUGUCCGGGUACUUGCGGCCAGAAUGCUCUCUGCAAUGUCCUCAACCAUGUGCCCAGCUGUAGCUGCAUCAUUGGCUACUCCGGAGAUCCCUAUCGCUUGUGUCUCCCUGAACCUAUCAAGGAGUACGUGAAUCCCUGUCAGCCUUCGCCAUGUGGUCCCAAUUCCCAGUGCCGUGAGAGCAACGAGCAAGCUAUUUGCUCGUGUCUGCCCGAAUAUGUGGGUGCUCCACCCACCUGCCGCCCCGAAUGCACGAUCUCCUCGGAGUGUUCCAUAGACAAGGCUUGUGUGGGCCAAAAGUGCGUGGAUCCUUGUCCCAACACUUGUGGGGAACACGCCAUUUGCCGGGUGGUGAACCACAGUCCCAUUUGCUCGUGUCGUGCCGGAUAUACAGGCGAUCCCUUCUUCCGUUGUUUCCCUAAGCCUCCGGAACCCGUGGUCCCAGUGCAAAAUACCCCGGUUGAUCCUUGCGUGCCGUCUCCUUGUGGACCCUACUCCCAGUGCCGUUCUCAGGGUGAUGCUCCCGCCUGUUCCUGCCUGGUUGGCUAUUUAGGAGCACCUCCCAACUGCCGACCCGAGUGCCGCAUUAAUGCCGAGUGUCCCAGCAGCCAGGCUUGCAUCAAUGAGAAGUGCAGAGAUCCUUGUCCCGGCUCCUGCGGCUACGGCGCCAUUUGUAAUGUGAUCAAUCACACGCCCAGCUGCACAUGUCCGGCAGGAUACUCUGGUGAUCCGUUUAGUCAGUGUCAACCAGUGCCACCGCCUCCACCAACACCCGUUAAACUUGACGACCCCUGCAAUCCCUCACCCUGCGGACCGAAUGCUCAGUGCAACAACGGAGUUUGCACCUGCAUUCCCGAGUACCAUGGCGACCCUUACAGCGGCUGCCGGCCCGAGUGCAUCACCAGCUUGGAUUGCCCGCGGGAACUGGCCUGUUCGCGUCACAAGUGCUUCGAUCCUUGCCCUGGAACCUGUGCUCCCAAUGCCAUUUGCACGGUCCUCAACCAUGUGCCCAUGUGCACUUGUCCCGAGGGUUAUGCAGGCAAUGCAUUUAUUCAGUGCCAACCCAUACCACCACCCGCCAUUGUCCAGCCCUGCCAACCCUCUCCGUGUGGACCAAACUCUCAGUGCCGCGAGGUUAACCAGCAGGCUGUGUGCUCCUGCGUGUCAGGAUACUUUGGAACACCGCCACUCUGUCGUCCCGAGUGCACAUCGAAUGCGGAAUGUCUGUCUCGACUAGCGUGCGUUAACCAGAAAUGCGUGGAUCCUUGUCCCGGCUCGUGUGGUCGCAAUGCUCAAUGCAGCGUGGUCAAUCACAAUCCCUUCUGUACCUGUCUGCCCCGCUACACUGGCAAUCCCUUCGUGGGCUGUCAGCAGAUCAUUGAACCGCCACAGCAGGAUAUAGUGCCACAGGAUCCGUGUCGUCCGUCUCCUUGCGGACCCAACGCCGAAUGUCGCGCUGCCGGCGAGACGGCCACUUGUUCGUGUUUGGCUGACUUUGUGGGCUCCCCGCCCUACUGCAAGCCCGAGUGUGUGACCAAUUCGGAGUGUCCUUCGAACCUGGCCUGCAUCAAUCAAAAGUGCCGCGAUCCCUGCCCCGGAUUGUGCGGAGUCAGUGCCAUUUGCCGUGUGGUCUCCCACACAGCCAUGUGCAUUUGUGAUGCUGGACUCACAGGGGAUCCCUUCACCCAAUGCCAGCCCAUAGUGGCCGACGUGGAGAUAAUCAAUCCGUGCCAUCCCUCGCCGUGUGGCGCCAACGCCGAGUGCAUCCAGAGGAAUGGAGCUGGUUCCUGCCAGUGUUUGACUGAUUACUUUGGAAAUCCCUACGAAGGCUGCCGACCGGAGUGUGUCUUGAACUCGGACUGUCCCUCAAACCGAGCCUGUCAGCAGCAGAAGUGUCGAGAUCCCUGCCCCGGAAGCUGCGGCCAGAAUGCCGAAUGCAAUGUGAUAAACCACACGCCCAUGUGCAACUGCUUCGCUGGAUAUAUAGGAGACCCUUAUCGCUACUGCAGCCAGCCGCCAGAACCUAUUGUCCAUGAGUAUGUGAACCCCUGUCAGCCGUCUCCCUGCGGCCCCAACUCCCAGUGUCGCGAGAUCAACGAGCAGGCCGUCUGCUCCUGCGGUUCCGAGUUCGAGGGAGCCCCACCCAAUUGUCGUCCUCAGUGUACCUCGAGCUCCGACUGUGCCCCCACCAGGGCGUGUAUUAACUACAAGUGCGUUGAUCCCUGUCCCGGUGUAUGUGGUCAGCAGGCGGUAUGCGAUGUGCGCAACCAUAGUCCCAUUUGUAGGUGUCCCGCCGGCAUGACAGGUGAUCCAUUCGUACGCUGUCUGCCCCGUCCAUCAAUUCCCCCGCCACCGCCCUUGAGAGACGUUGCUCCCUACCGUGAUCCCUGCCUUCCCUCGCCCUGUGGGCUGUAUUCCUCAUGCAGGAAUCAGCAGGAUCAAGCAGUGUGCUCCUGCUUGCCCAAUUACUUUGGCACUCCGCCGCAUUGUCGACCGGAGUGUACCCUCAAUGCUGAGUGUCCGAGUCACCUGGCUUGUAUCGGCGAACGCUGCCGUGAUCCCUGUCCCGGGGCCUGUGGUCAGCAGACCGAGUGCCGAGUGAUCAGUCACAUUCCUAGUUGCGUAUGCCUGCGUGGCUAUGUGGGCGACGCCUUCCUUGCCUGUCACCCGGCGCCACCCCCACCAGUAGUCCGUGAGGAGACCCCCGAUCCCUGCAAUCCCAGCCCCUGCGGCAGCAAUGCCGUUUGCUUCAACCAAGGAGAAUGCAAGUGCCUGGCCGAGUAUCAGGGUGAUCCCUAUGUGUCCUGCAGGCCAGAGUGUGUCCUUAGCUCAGAGUGUCCCCGGCAUCUGGCCUGCAUACAGCAAAAGUGCACUGACCCAUGUCCCGGAACCUGUGGCAACAAUGCCAUCUGUGAGGUGGUCAACCACAUCGCCAUGUGCCGGUGCCCCGAGCGCAUGACAGGCAAUGCCUUUGUGCAGUGUACCCCAGUCAAAUUGGAUGUGUACCAACCCUGUAGUCCUUCGCCAUGUGGCUCCUAUGCCGAGUGCCGUGAGCAGAAUGGCCAGGCGGUGUGCAGCUGCUUGCCCAACUACUUUGGGGUGCCGCCCUCUUGCCGACCCGAGUGUAGCACCAACUACGAUUGUGCCCCCAGUUUGGCGUGCCAGAACCAGCAGUGCGUCGAUCCCUGUCCCGGAGUCUGUGGGGCCUAUGCCGAGUGCCGUACAGUGAGCCACAGUCCGUACUGCAGUUGCAGAUCGGGCUAUACCGGCAAUCCCUUCGUCCAGUGUCAUAGGAUUAUUGAAUCCCAGCGGGAUGUUGUGCCGCAAGAUCCCUGCCAGCCCUCGCCGUGUGGACCGAACAGUGAGUGUCGCCGAGUGGGAGACACACCCUCCUGCUCGUGCCUGGCCGGCUUCUUUGGCACACCACCCAAUUGCCGACCAGAGUGUGUUUCCAAUGCCGAGUGCAGCCUGGUUCAGGUGUGCGUCAAUAACCGCUGCAAGGAUCCGUGUCCGGGUCUGUGCGGCAUCGAUGCCGUGUGCCGGGUCAUCAGUCACAGUGCCAUGUGCUACUGCCAGCCGGGCUACAGUGGUGAUCCAUUCGUCCGCUGUGCACCCAUUCAAAGGGAUCCGGUCGAAGUGGUGCAGCCGUGUAACCCGAAUCCAUGCGGCUCCUUUGCCGAGUGUCGGCAGCAAAAUGGUGUCGGAUCGUGUCAGUGUCUGCCGGAGUACUUUGGCAAUCCCUACGAGGGCUGUCGCCCCGAGUGUGUGCUCGACUCCGAUUGCCCCUCUCAUUUGGCGUGCGUGAACCAGAAGUGCCGUGAUCCAUGUCCCGGAAGCUGCGGCCAAAAUGCCGAGUGCUUUGUGCGCAAUCACCUGCCCACCUGCAACUGCCUGAGUGGCUUUGUUGGUGAUCCGUAUCGCUAUUGCAGCAUUGAAGCCAAACCUGUUCGGGAGUAUGUGAAUCCCUGUCAACCCUCUCCCUGCGGCCCGAACUCUCAGUGCCGCGAACAAAAUGAAGUGGCCACCUGCUCUUGCUUGCCGGAGUAUGUGGGCACUCCGCCGGGUUGUCGACCCGAGUGUACCGUCUCCUCGGAGUGUGCCCUGGACAAGGCCUGUGUCCGGCACAAAUGCCUUGAUCCUUGCCCCGGUGCCUGUGGCACUUUUGCCAACUGCCAGGUGCUGAACCAUGCUCCACUCUGUUCUUGUCAAGCCGGUUACACGGGCGAUCCAUUCACCCGCUGUUACACAAUACCUCCUCCACCCACCCAUAUCCUGUACGACAUUGUGCGCGAUCCCUGCCAACCCUCUCCCUGUGGGGCCAAUGCCCAGUGCAGGGAGUCCCAGGGCCAGGCCAUCUGCUCCUGCUUGCCCAACUACUUUGGCCUGCCGCCCAAUUGCCGACCCGAGUGCAUCCAGAGCUCAGAGUGCCUGUCCAGUCUGGCGUGCAUCAAUCAAAGAUGCGUUGAUCCCUGUCCAGGCUCUUGUGCCUACAAUGCACUUUGCCGCGUCCACAAUCACGUGCCCAGUUGUCUCUGUCCAGUGGGAUAUGUGGGUGAUCCCUUCUCCAGUUGCUACCCUGAACCACAGCCGCCACCCAAGCCCAUUGCCCUCGACGAUCCCUGCAACCCGUCCCCCUGCGGAGCGAAUGCCCUGUGCCAGAAUGGUCAGUGCUCGUGUUUGGCCGAAUACCAAGGAGAUCCCUAUACCGGCUGUCGUCCAGAGUGCGUCUUGAAUGCGGAUUGCCCAAGGAAUCGGGCCUGUGUCCGUCACAAGUGCGUGGAUCCCUGCCCGGGCACCUGUGCUCCGAAUGCCAUAUGUGAUGUGAUUAACCACCUGGCCAUGUGCCGCUGUCCGGACCGAAUGGUAGGCAAUGCCUUUAUCCAGUGCGAGGCACCGUCGCCAGUGUUUGCGGAGCCAGUUGAUCCCUGUUACCCAUCGCCUUGCGGUCCGAAUAGCCGCUGUCGUGUUUCGAACAACAACGCUGUGUGCUCCUGCAUUGAAAAUUACAUUGGCACGCCACCGAAUUGCCGACCGGAAUGUAACCAGAACUCAGAUUGCCUGCCCAGACUGGCCUGCCAGCGGCAGCACUGCAUCGAUCCCUGUCCCGGCACUUGUGGCUUUAAUGCCCUUUGCCAUGUGGUGAAUCAUGCACCGAUCUGCAGUUGUCCGCCAAGGCACAAUGGAAAUCCCUUCCUAGGAUGCUUCCCAGAGCCAGUGCGGCGUGAUGAGAUUGUUCCUGAGCAGCAUCCUUGCCAGCCCUCGCCUUGCGGUCCCUACUCCAACUGCCAGGCCAUUGGGGAUCAGGCUCAGUGCAGCUGCCAGCCGAAAUAUAUUGGAACCCCGCCCAACUGCCGACCCGAGUGUGUGACCAAUUCGGAAUGUCCCUUCGACAAGGCCUGCUUGAAUCAACGAUGUGCCGAUCCCUGCCCGGGCACCUGCGGCUCCAAUGCCAAUUGCCAUGUUAUCAGCCAUACGGCCAUGUGCUACUGCUUGCCAGGCUACACUGGUGAUCCGUUCACCUCGUGCCGCCAGGUCCCAGUAAUUCAGCAAACGGAGGUUAUACAACCCUGCUCACCAAGUCCGUGCGGCGCUAAUGCCAUAUGUCGCCAGGAAGGCCAUGUCGGUUCCUGCCAAUGCCUGCCCGAGUACUAUGGCAAUCCCUACGAGGCCUGUCGACCCGAAUGCGUGACGAAUAACGACUGUCCAGCGGAUAGGUCUUGCCAGCAGAUGAAGUGUCGAGAUCCUUGUCCAGGCGUGUGUACCCUGAAUGCUUUGUGUCGGGUGAUUAAUCACUUGCCGACAUGUCACUGUCUAAGUGGCUUCAUUGGUGACCCCUAUAGUUAUUGCCACGUGCCAGAGAAACCUGUCCUCAAAGAAUACGUUAAUCCCUGCCAGCCUUCACCGUGCGGUCCCUACUCGCAGUGUCGUGAAAAUAACGAUCAGGCCAUCUGCUCCUGCCUGCCGGAGUACGUGGGUGCUCCGCCCAACUGUCGACCCGAGUGUGUGACCAGUUCCGAGUGUCCCCAAGACAAGGCGUGCAUUAGGCAAAAGUGUAGUGAUCCCUGUCCCGGAGUGUGCGGCUCCAAUGCAGAUUGUCGCGUUUUCCAGCAUGCCCCCAUAUGCAGUUGUCGUCCAGGUUUCACGGGCGAUGCCUUUACGCGCUGCUUGCCCCUGCCACCUCCCAGACCGCCUCAGUUGGACGUCUAUCGUAAUCCCUGUCUGCCUUCGCCCUGUGGCCAAUAUGCCGAGUGUAGGGAUAACCAGGGAACUCCCACUUGCACUUGCCUGCCCUCCUACUUUGGCACUCCGCCCAACUGUCGCCCCGAAUGUACCAUCAAUCCUGACUGCCCUGCCCAUCUGUCUUGCCAGCAGCAGCGUUGUCGGGAUCCUUGCCCCGGAGCCUGCGGAUUUAGUGCCCAGUGUACGGUUGUCAACCAUAAUCCGACAUGCCAGUGUUUACCCGGAUUGGUUGGCAAUCCCUUUACAUCCUGUCAUGCUCCACCGCCACCUGCUAGGGAUCCUCCACCUCAAAUCAGUGAUCCUUGUUCUCUGAUCACCUGCGGCCCGAAUGCCGUUUGCCAGCAGGGACAAUGCAGCUGUCUGCCCGAGUUCAUCGGUAAUCCCUUGGUGGGCUGUCGCCCGGAAUGCGUACUGAGCACAGAGUGCGAUUGGAACAAGGCUUGUGUGAGGAACAAGUGUGUCGAUCCCUGCCCCGGAACCUGCGGCUCGAAUGCCAUCUGUGAGGUCCAUAGACACGUGGCCAUGUGCCACUGUCCACCGGGCAUGACUGGCAAUGCCUUUAGCCAGUGCCGACCACUGCCACCACCGGUUCGGGAUGUUAUUGAUCCCUGCCAGCCCUCGCCCUGCGGACCCAAUGCCCAAUGUCGCAACAUUAAUGGCCAGGCCGUGUGCACGUGCCUUCCCGAUUUCAUUGGAGUUCCACCUUCCUGUCGCCCGGAGUGCGUCAGCAAUGCGGAAUGCCCCCUGCACUUGGCUUGCCUGCAGCAACAUUGUCGGGAUCCCUGUCCGGGAGUCUGUGGCCUGAAUGCCGACUGCCGGGUGAUAAAUCACAGCCCCAAUUGUCACUGCAUUUCAUCGUAUACUGGAAAUCCCUUCGUGGCCUGUCACCGAGAGCCACCCCCACCACCCGUGAGGCAGGAUCCCAUUGAUCCUUGCAAACCGUCGCCAUGUGGUGCCAAUGCCGAAUGUAGGGUCCAGGGAAGCAAUGCCCAGUGCAGCUGCCUUGCUGGCUUUAUUGGAACCCCGCCCAACUGCCGACCCGAGUGUGUGUCCAACUCCGACUGCCCCACAAAUCUGGCCUGCCUCAAUCAGAAGUGCCGUGAUCCCUGCCCCGGAGUCUGUGGUUCCAAUGCCGAGUGCUAUGUGAUCAAUCACACGCCCAUGUGCUCAUGCUUGGGCGGCCACCGGGGUAAUCCCUUCAUUGGCUGCCAAGUGGAGCGCGAUGUACCAGAACCACUGAAUCCUUGCGUGCCCAGUCCAUGUGGGGCCAACGCUCUCUGCUCGGAACGGAAUGGAGCCGGAGCAUGCCAAUGCCUGCCGGAGUUUUACGGCAAUCCCUAUGAGGGAUGUCGCCCCGAGUGCGUGCUCAACUCGGACUGUCCCAGCCACCUUGCCUGUCUUAAUCAGCAUUGUCGUGAUCCCUGUCCCGGAACCUGUGGUCCCAAUGCCCAGUGCCAAGUGAGAGAUCACCUGCCGCGUUGCAACUGUCUGGUGGGCUACCAGGGCAAUCCCUACGUGUACUGCAAUAUCCUGCGUGAACCCCUGCCCGAACCUAUACCCACCCGUCCCUGUCAGCCCUCUCCAUGUGGACCUAACUCCCAGUGUCGGGAAUCGAACGGUCAGGCUAUAUGCACCUGUCUGCCCGACUUUGUUGGAUCGCCUCCCGGCUGUAGGCCCGAGUGUACCAUCUCGAGCGAGUGUGACCUGACCCUGGCUUGUGUGCAACACCACUGUGUGGAUCCCUGUCCCGGUGCAUGCGGCAGCAAUGCCCAAUGUCGGGCUAUUAACCACAGUCCGCAUUGCAGUUGCCUGCCGGGCUUCCAGGGUGAUGCCAUCAGUGGUUGCCAGCUCAUACCGCCCAAGAUUAGUUACGAUGCCCCCAAGGAAACCUAUCGCGAUCCCUGCGUUCCCUCUCCUUGCGGCACCUUUGGUCAGUGUCGAGCCCAGGGCAACCAGGCAGUGUGUUCAUGCCUGCCUGGAUACUUUGGAGCUCCGCCCAAUUGCCAGCCAGAGUGUGUGAUUAACCCGGAUUGUGCUCCGCAUUUGGCGUGCAUCAGUGAAAAGUGUCGAGAUCCUUGUCCAGGUUCAUGUGGACUACAAGCCCUGUGCAAUGUCAUCAACCAUACACCCAUCUGCAGUUGUCCGGCAGGCUAUGAGGGAAAUCCCUUCAUCAGCUGCCGGCCAACGCCACCACCGCCAACUCCAGUGCUACGCGAUGCGUGCAAUCCCUCGCCUUGCGGCUCCAAUGCCGUUUGCAGUCCCGGUGGCCAGUGUUCAUGUCUGCCAGACUUUGAGGGAAAUCCCUACGUGGGCUGUCGGCCAGAAUGCGUCCUCAACACCGACUGUGCCAGGGACAAGGCCUGCCAGCGCAGCAAAUGCAAGGAUCCCUGUCCCGGAGCUUGUGGUGUGGGAGCAGUGUGCGAAGUGAGAAAUCACAUUCCCACCUGUAAUUGUCCACCAGGAACCUCGGGCAACGCGUUCGUCCAGUGUACCAUUGUGCAAUCUGCUCCUGUGGAACCCCUGAAUCCCUGUCAACCCUCGCCCUGUGGAAACAAUGCCCAGUGUCGCGUGGCCAAUGGACAGGCAAUUUGCUCAUGCUUGCCGGGAUACUUUGGUGUUCCACCAAAGUGUCGACCAGAGUGCAUCAUUAACUCGGACUGUGCCCCGCAUUUGGCCUGCUUGAAUCAACAGUGUCGCGAUCCCUGUCCCGGAGCUUGCGGGCAGUUCGCCCAGUGUCAGGUCAUCCGUCACGUGCCGCACUGCAGCUGCCCAGCGGGAUACUCGGGCAAUGCCUUCUUCCUGUGCCAGCGAGUGCCAGCGCCACCACCGAUUCAAAGGGAACCCUUGAACCCCUGCUCGCCAUCGCCCUGUGGAGCUAACGCGGAAUGUACUAUCCAAGGUGACCAGGCAGUGUGCAAGUGCCUCAAGGAUUACAUAGGAACACCGCCCAACUGCCGCCCGGAGUGCAUAACUUCUUCGGAGUGCCCCAGUCAGCUGGCUUGCAUAGCUCAAAAGUGCCAAGAUCCCUGUCCAGGGCUCUGUGGCAACGCCUCCAGUUGCCAGGUCAUCAGCCACGUUCCCUCGUGCAUCUGCAUCGCAGACUACAUUGGUGACCCCUACUCUGGUUGCUAUCCCCGGCCGCAGAUCCAGCGGGAGCAGAUCAAUCCCUGCUCGCAGAGUCCCUGCGGCAACAAUGCCGUGUGCCGGGAACGAGGAGGUGCUGGUGCUUGCCAGUGCCUGCCCGAGUACUAUGGCAAUCCCUACGAGGGAUGCCGCCCCGAGUGUGUGCUCAACUCGGACUGUUCGAGCCACUUGGCUUGCUUGAAUCAACAUUGUCGCGAUCCCUGUCCCGGAACCUGUGCCCCCAAUGCCCAGUGUCAGGUUGUUAACCACGUGCCCAGCUGUAGCUGCUAUCCUGGAUAUAGCGGCGAUCCCUAUCGUCACUGCCAUGUGGUCCAGGCAGAACCCAUCAAUGUUGUCCACUUUGAUCCGUGCCAGCCCUCGCCUUGUGGUCCCAACUCUCAGUGCACCGAGUCCCAGGGUCAGGCGGUGUGUCGCUGCCUGCCUGAGUACUUUGGUUCCCCACCUGCCUGCCGACCCGAAUGUACCACUAAUCCUGAGUGUCCCAACGAUAGGGCCUGUGUGUCCAGAAGAUGUACCGAUCCCUGUGUGGGAACCUGUGGUCAGAAUGCCAUUUGCCAGGCCAGUCAGCAUAGAGCUCUUUGUUCGUGUUAUCCUGGCUACACUGGUGAUCCAUUUAUGCGCUGCCUGCCCCUGCCCCCACCUCAGCCUCAGAUUAUCCGAGAUUCCCCAAUUAUACCGCGAGAUCCUUGUAUACCCUCGCCAUGUGGACAGUUUGCCCAGUGCCGAGUGGAGUACGGGCAAGCGAUUUGCUCCUGCCUGGCCUCCUACUUCGGUACUCCUCCUCACUGCCGACCCGAGUGUACCCUAAAUUCAGACUGUCCCAGUCACAGAGCCUGCGUCAAUCAGAGGUGCGUGGAUCCUUGUCCAGGUGCCUGUGGCUUGGCUGCUCAAUGUGAUGUGCUCAACCAUGUGCCCAGCUGUUCGUGCCCUAGAGGCUAUGUCGGGGAUCCGUUCUAUCGCUGCUAUCCAGUUUCGACACCGUCACCCGCCCCUGUAACUGUCGUGGCAGAUGAUCCCUGCCAGCCCUCGCCCUGCGGUCCCAAUGCUCAGUGUGCGAACGGUAUCUGCAGUUGCUUGCCCCUGUACCAAGGUGAUCCCUACGUGGGCUGUCGCCCGGAGUGUGUACUGAGCACCGAGUGCCCGUGGGAUAAGGCCUGCAUCCGCAAUCGUUGCCAGGACCCGUGUCCCGGAACAUGUGGAUCAGGAGCCACCUGCCAAGUGCACAAUCAUGUGGCUCUGUGCCAGUGUCCGGCUGGAUAUCAAGGCAAUCCAUUUGUCUUGUGCCAGCCUACACCGCUCCAGGCCCCCUACUCCGACCCCCAUCCCUGCCAGCCAUCUCCCUGUGGUCCCCAUGGACAGUGCAGGGAAGUUGGCUCCCAAGCCAUAUGCUCCUGCCUGCCUGGUUACUACGGCAGUCCCCCGACCUGUCGGCCGGAAUGUGUGAGUGAUCCCGAGUGUCCGCCGAGUCUGGCCUGUGUGAAUCAAAAGUGCCGCGACCCAUGUCCUGGGGCUUGUGGUUACCUCGCCGAGUGCCGGGUGAUCAACCACAGUCCACAGUGCUUCUGCCCGGUGGGUUACACAGGAAGUCCCUAUGCCCAGUGCCAUUUGAUCAGAGUGGAGCCCAUCCAAGUUCAACGCGAACCCGUCGAUCCCUGCCUGCCGUCGCCGUGUGGUCCGCAUGCUCAAUGCAGCCAUGAGGGCGGCAACGCUGUCUGCCGCUGCCUGCCGGAGUACCUGGGAGUUCCUCCCUACUGCCGGCCCGAGUGCAUAGCCAACAGCGAGUGUCCCAGCGACAGGGCUUGCAUCAAUCGCAAGUGCCAGGAUCCGUGCCCGGGCCUGUGCGGCUUCAGUGCCAUCUGUCGAACCGUCAACCACCAACCGAAUUGUGUUUGUGCCCCCGGUUUGGUGGGCAAUCCCUUCACCUCCUGCCUGCCACCAACUCGACCACAGCCAUAUCCCGCUGUCCCGCCUACAACGGCCAUUGAAGUGCUCCAGUAUGAAGAGCCCUAUGUCAAUCCAUGUGAGCCCAAUCCCUGUGGGGCGAAUGCCCAAUGCAAUCAGCGGGGUCGGGUGGCCUCCUGCGUCUGCCUGCCUGAGUACUUUGGCAAUCCCUACGAGGCCUGUCGACCCGAGUGCAUCCUGAACUCCGAUUGCCCCUCGAGUAGGGCCUGUGUACAGCAAAAGUGUCGCGAUCCGUGUCCCGGUACUUGUGGCCUGAAUGCCGAGUGCUAUGUCCAGGAUCACCUACCGCAGUGUAUGUGCCUCAGAGGUUACACCGGCAAUCCCUUGGCAUACUGUUCACCAGUGGUGCCAGUGGUGCAGCAAUCCCAUGUAACGCAUCUGAAUCCCUGUGAUCCCUCUCCCUGCGGACCCAAUGCCAAGUGCCAUCCCUUGAACAAUCAAGCCGUUUGCUCCUGUCUGCCCGAGUUCUAUGGCAGCCCGCCAAACUGUCAUCCCGAGUGCACCCUGAACUCGGAGUGCUCGUACGACAAGGCCUGUGUCCAGCACAAGUGUGUCGAUCCCUGCCCCGGAGUCUGCGGCAUCAAUGCCGAGUGCCGCGUGCACUACCACAGUCCCAUAUGCUAUUGCAUAGCCACGCACACGGGUGAUCCUCUCACGCGAUGCUACGAGAACCCCAAACAAACACCUGUGAGACCUCAAGUAUAUGACACACCUUCGCCUCCGUAUCCGGUGGCAAUACCUGGUCUAGUGCACAUCCAACAGCCGGUGGGAGUUGUAAAUAUACCCUCCGCUCCGCAGGCUGUACACCCUGCGCCAGUUUACCAUCCAGCGCCGCAGCCUUCGAUUCCCCCACCUGGAGUAGUGAAUAUUCCAUCCGUACCACAGCCUGGAUACCCAUCACCACAGCCUCCGGUUUACGAUGUCAAUUAUCCGUCGCAGGCGUAUCCUGUUCCUCACCAACCUGGAGUUGUAAACAUUCCGUCGGUGUUGCAUCCAGUGCACCCAACUUCCCAGCGACCAGUUUUCAUAACUUCGGCAGUGAAUCCAACUCCUUCACCACAACCUGGAGUAAUUAAUAUACCUUCAGUGCAGCAGCCGAGCUAUCCUACACCUCAGACUCCUGUUUAUAAUGUGAAUUAUCCACCAACACCGAUACCCCAACAACCCGGUGUGGUGAAUAUUCCAUCCCUGCCUCAGCCAGUACAUCCAACUCCGAAUCCGCCAAUAUAUGACGUAAACUAUCCAACGACACCUGCGCCAGUUCCCCAACAACCUGGAGUAAUCAACAUUCUUUCGGUGCCACAGCCAAUACCGGCGUCACCCCAACCUCCUGUGUUUAUACCAACACCUGAGAGGCCGACACCACUUCCUAAACCAGGAGUAAUUAAUAUUCCCUCAGCACCACAGCCAGUGCAUCCUUCACCAAAUCCACCAGUCUACGACAUUAACUAUCCUACGCCGCCUGCGCCAAUACCCCAACAUCCAGGAGUGGUGAAUAUUCCUUCUGUGCCUCAGCCAGUACAUCCAACUCCAAAUCCCCCGGUCUAUGACGUAAACUAUCCAACGACACCUGCUCCAGUACCCCAACAACCUGGAGUGAUCAAUAUUCCUUCGGUGCCUCAGCCAAUACCGGCGUCACCUCAACCUCCUGUGUUCAUACCAUCACCUGAGAGGCCGACACCAGUUCCUAAACCAGGAGUAAUUAAUAUUCCUUCAGGACCACAGCCAGUGCAUCCUUUACCAACUCCACCUGUUUAUGACGUUAACUAUCCAACGCCCCACUAUCCGGUACCACAACAACCUGGAGUAGUAAAUAUUCCGUCGGUACCGCAGCCAACUCCUCCAGUUUCCCAAAGACCUGUGUUCUUGCCGUCGCCAAACACGACACCUGCCCCCCAACCAGGUGUGGUUAAUAUACCUUCUGUGCCACAGCCUGUGUAUCCGACGCCACACACUCCGGUGGUACAGCGUCCAGCCAUAUAUGAUGUUUACUAUCCACCACCACCGGCCAGGCCAGGUGUGAUAAAUAUUCCAUCGCCGCCACGACCCGUAUACCCGGUUACCCAGCAGCCCAUCUAUAUACCAGCUCCAGUUCCAGUGCCAAAUCCACCUGCCCCUACGCCAGGCAUAGUUAAUAUUCCAUCGGCGCCACAGCCAACUUAUCCACCACAAAAUCCACCGAUUUACGAUGUCAGCUAUCCAACACCACAGCCAACUCCUCCAGCCUCGGGAAUAAUUAAUAUUCCUUCGGUGCCUCAACCUGUGCCACCACCAACUCCUGGUGUGAUCAAUAUUCCAUCGCAGCCAUCUCCUCCGAACUCAACACCGAGACCUGGAGUUCUAAACAUUCCAUCGGCGCCACAGCCGACUUAUCCACCACAAAAUCCACCGAUUUACGAUGUCAGCUAUCCAACACCACAGCCAACUCCUCCAGCCCCGGGAAUAAUUAAUAUUCCUUCGGUGCCUCAACCUCCAACUCCUCCAGCCCCGGGAAUAAUCAAUAUUCCCUCAGUGCCACAACCUGUGCCAUCGCCAACUCCUGGUGUGAUCAAUAUCCCAUCGCAGCCGUCUCCUCCAAUCUCGACACCGAGACCAGGAGUUCUAAACAUUCCAUCGGUGCCACAUCCAACUUAUCCACCUCAAAAUCCACCGAUUUACGAUGUCAGCUACCCAACACCACAGCCAACUCCUCCGGCCCCGGGAAUAAUCAAUAUUCCUUCGGUGCCUCAACCUCCGACUUAUCCACCACAAAAUCCACCGAUUUACGAUGUCAGCUAUCCAACACCACAGCCAACUCCUCCAGCCCCGGGAAUAAUCAAUAUUCCUUCGGUACCUCAACCUGUGCCAUCGCCAACUCCUGGUGUAAUCAAUAUCCCAUCGCAACCAUCACCAGCGAUCCCAACACCGAGACCUGGAAUUAUCAACAUACCAUCGCUGCCACAACCCAUACCUUCAACGCCUCAAAGGCCUAUUCAAGAGAUCGUUCACUACGACACUCAGAGGCCGCAGCCAGUUUCUGGAGUGAUUAAUGUCCCAGCACGACCACAUUACGACGUGGCAAGGCCGGCGUUUGAGUUUAAUCCAUGUUAUCCAUCGCCUUGUGGUCCCUACUCGCAAUGUCACAAUCGUUUUGGAGCUGCAGCUUGCGUCUGCCUGCCCAACUACCGAGGAACGCCGCCCAAUUGCCGACCAGAGUGCGUUGUGCACUCUGAUUGCCCCACGCAUUUGGCCUGCAUCAACCAAAAGUGCCGUGAUCCGUGCCCAGGAACUUGUGCCUACAACGCAGUGUGCCGUGUCCACGAACACAUGCCCAAUUGCUUCUGCCAACCGGGCUACACUGGAAACCCAUUCGAGUCGUGCCAACCCAUGCCGAUAACCACUGUUCAACGUGAGCCCACGGCAGUGCAGGAUCCGUGCUACCCUUCGAGAUGUGGACCUAAUGCGGUAUGCAACAAUGGAAAGUGCAGCUGCAUUCCGGAAUACCGAGGAGAUCCCUACGUGGGCUGCCGCCCGGAGUGUGUUCUCAACACGGACUGUGCCAGGGACAAGGCGUGCAUUCGUCAGAAGUGCCAAGAUCCCUGUCCAGGAACUUGCGGGUUGAAUGCCAUUUGCAACGUGUACAACCAUUUGGCCAUCUGCACGUGUCCGGAGCGAAUGCAGGGCGAUGCCUUUGUGAGAUGUGACCCGAUACCCAAGCCCAAACCCACGCCGCCUCGCGAUGAGCCACCCACGACUCUACCGGCCAUUGUGCCGCAGCGAGCUCCCAUAGUUGACCCAUGCCAACCGUCUCCGUGUGGACCCAAUGCCCAGUGUCGCCCCUACUAUGAGCAGGCGAUUUGCUACUGCCUGCCCGACUUUAUAGGCACUCCGCCCGCCUGUCGUCCGGAGUGCACCUCGAACUCAGAUUGUCCCCUCGACAAGUACUGCCUGAAUCUCAGGUGUCGUGAUCCUUGCCCGGGAGCCUGUGGUCUUCGUGCCAUUUGUCAUGUGCAGAACCACAGUCCCCGGUGCGUGUGUCCACCCCACCUAACGGGCAAUCCCCUGCUGGCCUGCCAGCCUAUAGUUAUUCCUCCCGUAGAACGCGACGAAGUGGUUAAUCCCUGCCAGCCCUCGCCCUGUGGUCCGAACUCCGAGUGCCAGGCCACGCCGGCCGGUGCUCGGUGCUCCUGCCUGCCCCAAUAUCACGGCACGCCGCCCUUCUGCCGGCCCGAAUGCAUAAGCAGCGCCGAUUGUCCGGCGGACAAGGCCUGUCGCAAUUACAAGUGCGUCGAUCCCUGUCCUGGCAGCUGCGGCCAGUCUGCCCUUUGUCGGGUGGUGGCCCACAGUCCCAUCUGCUACUGUCCCGAGGGCUAUGUGGGCAAUGCUUACAGCAUUUGUAGGAGACCAGAUCCCAGUCCACCUCCAGUUAGAAUCCAACCUUGCAGUCCCAGUCCAUGCGGGGUCAAUGCCAUUUGUCUGCCCCACAACGAUUGGAGCGUCUGCCAGUGUUUGCCGGGUUACUAUGGCAAUCCAUCGGAGAUCUGCCGACCCGAGUGCACCGUAAACUCGGACUGUCCCAGCCACAGGGCUUGUAUGAAGGAGAAGUGCCGCGAUCCCUGUCCCGGCGUUUGUGGCUUCAAUGCCCAGUGCCAGGUGAUUGACCACAAUCCGGUGUGCGAGUGCCAUCCGGGCUUUGUGGGCAAUCCCUAUCUCAGCUGUCGCUUAGUCCAGCAAGAACCCACCCCUCCGGAGUAUGUGAACCCCUGUCAACCAUCGCCUUGUGGGGCCAAUUCCCAGUGCCGCGAAUCCCAGGGACAGGCCAUCUGCUCCUGCCUGCCAGAGUUUGUGGGCACGCCGCCCUCAUGCCGUCCAGAGUGUGUGAUUAGCGCCGAGUGUCCCGCGGAUAAGGCGUGCAUCAACCAAAAGUGCCAGGACCCAUGUCCCGGGGCUUGUGGUCUGAAUGCCCAGUGCCAUGUGAGGAACCAUAGUCCAUUGUGUUCGUGCCUGCCAGGAUUUACCGGCGAUGCCCUAACCCGCUGCCUGCCAGAGCCGCCACCGAAGCCACCCAAGUCGGAGGAUGUCCGGGAUCCAUGUGUGCCAUCACCCUGUGGUCCGUACUCUCAGUGUCGGGUGGUCAAUAACGGAGCUAGUUGCUCCUGCCUGCCCAACUAUGUCGGAGCGGCGCCCUACUGCCGUCCGGAGUGCACAAUCAAUGCGGAGUGUCCCAGCAAUCUGGCCUGCAUCAACGAGAAGUGCCGUGAUCCUUGUCCGGGAGCCUGUGGCUUUGCAGCCCAGUGUAGUGUCAUCAAUCAUACGCCCAGUUGCUCGUGUCCUGCAGGAUACACGGGAGACCCCUUCACCAGCUGCCGCUUGCAGCCACCACCACAACCACCAAAGACUCCCUCCGAUCCUUGCCAGCCCUCGCCAUGCGGAGCCAACGCUCUGUGUAACAAUGGCCAGUGCUCUUGCCUGCCUGAGUACCAUGGUGAUCCGUACAUCGGCUGUCGUCCCGAGUGCGUUUUGAACUCGGAUUGUCCCCGGAACCGAGCGUGUGUGAACCAAAAGUGCGUGGAUCCUUGCCCGGGACACUGUGCCCCCAAUGCCCUUUGCGACGCCGUCAACCACAUUGCCAUGUGCCACUGCCCCGAGCGGAUGACGGGCAAUGCGUUCGUCUCCUGCUCGCCCAUACGCGAUGAGCCUCCACCAACACCGCCCAAUCCCUGCCAGCCGUCGCCGUGCGGCGCCAACGCCCAGUGCCUGGAGAGGAACGGCAAUGCCAUCUGCUCCUGCCUCACCGGAUACUUUGGCCAGCCACCAAAUUGCCGUCUGGAGUGCUACUCCAGCUCGGACUGCUCCCAGGUGCAUGCCUGCAUCAACAACAAGUGCAUGGAUCCGUGUCCGGGCAAGUGUGGCCUCAACGCCAUCUGCCAGGCCAUCCAGCACAGGGCUCAAUGCGAGUGCAGUCCCGGAUACACCGGCAACGCCUAUGCCCUGUGCAGUCUCAUCCCCAGGAUACCACAAAUCGUACGAGAUCCUUGCCAGCCCUCACCUUGCGGUCCCAACUCGCAGUGCAGGAAUGUGAACGAUCAGGCAGAGUGCCGCUGUCUGCCGGAAUUCCAAGGCACUCCGCCGAACUGCCGGCCGGAGUGUGUAAGCCACGAUGAGUGCGCCAAUAACCUGGCGUGCAUGAACCAAAAGUGCGCCGACCCCUGUCCCGGCAGCUGUGGCCAGAAUGCCCAGUGUCGGGUCACCCUGCACACGCCCAACUGUCAGUGUCCGGCGGGCAUGACCGGUGAUCCCUUCCGUAUUUGCCAGCCCAUACCUCAAAAUAUACCCGCUCCGCCACCGACUCCCAAGAAUCCUUGCUACCCCUCACCCUGCGGCACCAAUGCCGUUUGCCGAGUGCAGGGCGAGAACUACGUUUGCGAGUGCAGCCAGGCGGAGUACAUCGGCAAUCCCUACGAGGGCUGUCGCCCCGAAUGCGUGGGCAACUCCGAGUGCCCGGCCAACCAGGCUUGCAUCCGCAACAAGUGCCAGGAUCCUUGCCCUGGAGUGUGUGGCUUGGAGGCCAUUUGCAGCAUGAACAACCAUAUACCGAUCUGCUCUUGCCCGGCGGGCUACACGGGCAAUGCCUUUGUGCAGUGCACGCGUCUGCUGACCCCGCCACCUCCGUCGGAUCCUUGCUACCCGUCACCCUGUGGACCCAACUCGAUUUGCAGAGUCCAAAGCGAGAAGGCCGUGUGCGAGUGCCUGCCAGGAUUCUUUGGUAAUCCUCUGGCCCAGGGCUGUCGCCCGGAGUGCACUCUGAGCUCGGAUUGCGCCAAGGAUCGGGCCUGCAUCAAUGCCAAGUGCGUGGAUGCCUGCGUGGGAGAGUGCGGAUUCGGCGCCGUUUGUCAGACGAUCAACCACAGUCCCGUGUGCAGCUGUCCGCCCAAUAUGGUGGGCAAUCCCUUCGUGCAGUGCGAACAGCCCCGCCAGGCCGAGCCUGUCGAUCCCUGCCAGCCGUCCCCGUGCCGCAGCAAUGGCAUUUGCCGUGUGCGCAACGGAGCCGCCACCUGCAGCUAUCCGGAGUGCGUGAUCAACGAGGAUUGCUCCAGGGAUAGGGCUUGUGUGAGCCAGAAGUGCCGUGACCCGUGCCUGAAUGCCUGCGGCAACAAUGCCAUUUGUCGGGCCAUCAACCACAAGGCUGUCUGCAGCUGUCCGCCGGACUUCUACGGCUCGCCGUACGCCGAAUGCUUGAGACAGAUCCCAGAGAUUCAGCCCCCCAAGCCGGAAUGCAUCAGUGAUAGUGACUGUACCAAUGACAAGGCCUGCAUCAAUCAGGUUUGCCGCAAUCCCUGCGAACAGUCCAACCUGUGCGCCCAACAGGCUCGUUGCCAUGUCCAACUCCAUCGGCCGUUGUGCGUCUGCAACGAGGGAUACACCGGAAAUGCCCUGCAGAACUGCUACCUAUUGGGCUGCCGAUCGGACGGCGAAUGUGCCGCCACGGAGGCCUGUAUCAAUCAGCAGUGCGUCGAUCCCUGUGGAUUCACCCAGUGCGGAUCGGGAGCCAUCUGCCGGGCGGACUUCAACCACCGAGCCAGGUGCCACUGUCCAGAUGGUUAUCGAGGAAAUCCGCUGGUUCGUUGCGAGCGUCCCGAGUGUCGCUCGGAUGAUGAGUGCGCCUUCCAUCUGGCCUGUCGCAAUGAACGCUGCGAGGAUCCAUGCAACUGCGGCAUUGGUGCCCAAUGCCGAGUGGAUAACCAUCGUGCCCAGUGCCGCUGUCCAGUUGGUUUCAGCGGCAAUCCGGCUGUUAGGUGUGACCUGGUGCCAGCUCAACCCGAGGGCUGCACAAUGGACGCGGAGUGUCCCAGCAAGUUGGCUUGCUUCGGCGGCGAGUGCAAGAACCCGUGUGCGGUCACUCAUCCAUGUGGCGCCAAUGCCAUCUGCGAGGUGGUGGACACCCUGCCUCUGCGCACCAUGAUCUGUCGCUGUGAGCCUGGUUAUGUGGGUGACGCCGACAUUGGAUGUCGUAAAGAACCCGCUCGCGACCAGGGCUGUACCUCGCAUGAUCAGUGCCAGGACACGGAGGCCUGUCGCGCCGGUAACUGUGUCAAUCCCUGCCUGGAUGCCUCGCCAUGUGCUCGCACAGCCCAUUGUUUGGCCCAGCAGCAUCGCGCCAUCUGUAGCUGUCCGCCGGAAACCCAGGGAGAUCCCUUCACCAACUGCUAUCAGCCACCUCAAAUCAUUGCUGGCUGUACCCAUGACUCGGAGUGCCAGGCCAAUGCGGCCUGCAUCAAUCAACGUUGCCAGGAUCCCUGUGCCGAGGCCAAUCCUUGCGCUGGCAAUGCCGAGUGUCGCGUGCAGAACUACCGUCCGAUUUGCUACUGUCCAGCUGGAUGGGGUGGUGACCCCCAGGUUCAAUGCUACAAACCCGAGUGCAAGAUCAAUGCCGACUGUCCAUACGACAAGGCCUGCUUGAACGAGAACUGCGUGAAUCCCUGCACCCACGGCCAGGUGCGUUGCGGAAGCGGCGCCCAGUGCCUGCCCCAGAAUCACCAGGCUGUGUGCAGCUGUCCCGCCGGAACCCAGGGCAAUCCCUUCAUCUCCUGCAUCACGGGUCACUGUCAGUACAACGAGGAUUGUGCCGAUCACGAGGCCUGCGAUCGUCUGAAUCGUGUCUGCCGUCCGGUCUGCGAGCAAGAGACCUGCGCUCUCAAUGCCUUGUGUGUGGGUCGUCGCCAUCAGCCUCAGUGCGAGUGCCGACCUGGUUACCAGGGAAAUCCCUUCGUUCAGUGCGACUUACCACAGCAGACGCCGAAGCCGCAGUGCACCCAAGAUGCCGACUGCCCCUCAAGAUUGGCCUGCAUCAACGAGAGGUGCGCAGAUCCAUGCGCCACUCCACACGUUUGCACGCCGCAACAGACCUGCAACGUACUGGACACCCUGCCACUACGCACCAUGAUCUGCAAGUGUCCCAGCGACACGGUUACCGAUACCUCUGGCAAUUGUGUGGCCAUUAAGCGACCCGCUGUCAGCGUCGGCUGCCAGCACAACUCGGAGUGCGCCAAUCCCGAGGUCUGCUCCAAUGGAAACUGCUUGGAUGCCUGUCGCCUGGAGCGCUGUGGCGUCAAUGCCCAGUGUACCGCCCGAGAUCAUUACGCGCAGUGCAACUGCCCGAAGGGUUACCAAGGCAAUCCACGCAUCGAGUGCUACUCCACGGUGGUGGGAAGGCCUAAGGUUCCCAACCCGAGCUGUGCCCGCGACGACGAUUGCCCCAGGGACCAAACCUGCCGCAAUGAGCUCUGUGUGAAUCCGUGCGCCGCAGACGCUUGUGGAAUCGGUGCAUACUGCCAUGUGCAGAUGCGCAAGGCCAUUUGCCGCUGUCCGCCGGAUUACACGGGUCAUCCUGAGGAUCGAUGCAUACCACCUUCCGGCGUGAUAACCGUGGGCUGCAAGUCCAGCGCCGACUGUCCCUCCACCGAGGCCUGCAUCAACACCCAGUGUGUGAGCCCCUGCAAUUGCGGACCGAAUGCCGAGUGCACCGUGAAGAACCAUCAUCCGAUCUGCUACUGCAAGCCUGGAUUCUCGGGCAAUGCUCAGUUUGGCUGCGCUCCCAUUGGCUGCCAGUCGGACGACGAGUGCAGCGGUGAUAAGCAGUGCCUGAACCGUGAGUGCGUCAAUCCCUGCCUGGUUACGGAUCCCUGCGCGCUGAAUGCCGAGUGCUUUGGACGAAACCAUCGCGCCAACUGCCGCUGUCCCGUGGGAUUGGAGGGAGAUCCGUUCGUGCGUUGUCUGCGUUUGGAAUGCCACUCUGACUAUGACUGCGCCUCCAACCUGGCCUGCGUGGCCAACCAGUGCGUGAGCCCUUGUGGCCAACAGAAUCCUUGUGCGCAGAAUGCCCAAUGCCAAGCACUGCAGCAUCGCGCUGUCUGCCGCUGCCCGGAGCACCUGCCCCUGGGCAACCCAUACUCCUACUGCGAGCCGCGUUUGGCUGAGCCAGUGUGCCGAGAUGACGGCGACUGCCCCAGCGGUCUGGCCUGUAUCGAUGUCAAGUGCCAGAACCCGUGUACGGAGCUAUCGCCAUGCGCCCGGACCGCCCAGUGCAGCGUCUUGGACAGCGUCCCAGUGCGAACUAUGGUCUGUGAAUGUCCCGAAUCUCAGGUGCCCGAUGCCAGUGGUGAGUGCCGACAGCUGGUGCUGCCCAGCCCGCCGGGCUGUGAGACCGACCAGGACUGUCCCGACCAGGAGGCCUGCAUCCACCGACAGUGCCGCAACCCGUGCAACUGCGGCACCAAUGCCAUCUGCCAAGUGACACAACACCGCGCUGUAUGCAGUUGUCAGGACGGCUUUGAGGGCAAUCCCUAUGCGUCCUGUCGUUCCAUCGGCUGCCGCGUCGACAGCGAGUGCGACUCGGGCAAGGCCUGCAUUAAUGGAGACUGCAUCAAUCCCUGCCUGAUCAACGAUCCCUGCGGCCCCAAUGCCGAGUGCUACGUUCAAGCGAACCGUGCCCAGUGCCGCUGCCUGAGCGGCUACCGCGGUAAUCCCUACGAGCGUUGUCGCGUCAUCGGUUGCAGCAGCAACAACGACUGCCCCACGGACAAGACCUGCCAGAACGAGCAGUGCGUAAACCCCUGUGUCUACCACAACCCGUGUGCCCCGCGUGCCGAGUGCCGAGCCCAAAAUCACCUCGCCGUGUGUCGCUGUCCCGCCGACUUCCUGGGCAAUCCCUACGUCGACUGCAGGCCGCCGCCGCAACCCGUCUGCCGACUGGACACCGAUUGUCCUGCCCGCCAGGCCUGCAUCAACGAACAGUGCGUGGAUCCCUGCCUGGUCCUGGAGCCCUGCCAACGGCCUGCACAGUGCCAGGUGACUCCAACGUCGCCGGUACGCACGAUGAUCUGUAUCUGCCCCGAUGGCUACAUCAGUAGCGGCAGUGGAAGCUGCAAGCCUACGACAGGAAUCACCAAGGUGGGAGGCUGCAUCUCGGACUCGGACUGUCCGGCAGAUAAGUCAUGCCUGAACGGCGUCUGCCGGGAUCCCUGCAACUGCGGCCUGAAUGCCGAGUGCCGAAUCAAGGACCACAAACCGGUGUGCACGUGUCGCCAGGGCUAUGAGGGUAACCCCGAGUUCGAGUGCGCCAAGAUCGAGUGCAGCAUCAACUCGGACUGUCCCGGUACCCAUGCGUGCCGCAACCAACUCUGCGUGCCCGCCUGCCAGGGCGAGCAGUGCGGAACCAACGCCCAGUGCCUGGCCAUAGAGCAUCGGGCCGUCUGCGAGUGCAUACCAGGACAUGGUGGAAACGCCAGGAUUGCUUGUACUCCCCUGGGCUGCCGCGCCGACGACGAGUGCCCCCUGGACAAGGCAUGCGUGAAUGGCAAGUGCAUUGAUCCGUGCGCAACGACUGCGAUCUGUGCCCAGGACGAACUGUGCAAGGUGUACCAGCACCGGCCGCAGUGCGCCUGCCCGCCGGGUACCGUGCCUGGCAGGAAUGGCUGCGAGUCGGAGCGCCAUGUGCCCAUCUGCAUCAGCGAUGCGGACUGUCCCAGCCAACGGGCCUGCCUUCGCGGCGAGUGCGUGAAUCCCUGCAAUGCAACCCAGCCCUGCGGAGUCAAUGCCGAGUGCCGCGUCCGAGACACGUUGCCCGUUAGGACCAUGAUCUGCGAGUGCCUGGAAGGCUACACCGGCAAUGCGGCCGUGCAGUGCGACAAACGAUCCCUGUGCGUCAUCGAGAAGGGCUUCGUCCGGGACGUGGACGGACAGUGUGUCUGCCCGCCCGGCACUGCCUUGGACAUCUAUGAGUACUGCACUCCCUGCCAAGUGGAGCAGGGCUUCCGCAUCGACGAGAGCGGUCACUGUGUGUGCGCCCUGGAGCGCGGCAUGGUGAUCGACGAGCGCGGACGCUGCACUUGCCCCAUUGACCUGGGCUACCGCCUAACGCCUCGCGGCGAAUGCCUGCCCGAGGAGCCACCAGAGUGCACCAGCAAUGAUCAGUGCGCAGACAACCGCUUCUGUAACCUGGACACCAAGACCUGCGAGGAUCCCUGCCUGACCAAGGUGUGUGGAGUGAAUGCCUUCUGUAAUGUCGUAAACCAUCGUGGUCAGUGCCAGUGUAUCACCGGAUAUACUGGCAAUCCCGACCUGCACUGCAACCACACCAACUUCCGUACCGAUUUCCCACGACCCGACAUGGUGGUCAGCUGUCUUGCCGAUGGCGUCCAGGUGGAGAUCCACAUCACAGAGCCCGGUUUUAACGGAGUUCUCUACGUGAAGGGUCACAGCAAGGACGAGGAAUGCCGACGUGUGGUCAAUCUGGCCGGAGAAACUGUUCCUCGCACCGAGAUCUUCCGCGUUCACUUCGGUAGCUGCAGCAUGCAGGCCGUGAAGGAUGUGGCCAGCUUUGUGUUGGUCAUCCAGAAGCAUCCCAAGCUGGUGACCUACAAGGCUCAGGCCUACAACAUCAAGUGCGUCUACCAAACGGGCGAAAGGAACGUUACCCUUGGCUUCAACGUGUCCAUGCUGACAACGGCUGGCACGAUAGCCAACACAGGACCGCCACCCAUCUGUCAGAUGCGCAUCAUUACCAACGAGGGCGAGGAGAUCAACUCUGCCGAAAUCGGCGACAAUCUCAAGUUGCAAGUGGACGUGGAGCCAGCCACCAUUUAUGGAGGUUUUGCCCGCUCCUGCAUAGCCAAAACCAUGGAGGACAAUGUUCAGAACGAAUAUUUGGUCACGGAUGAGAACGGCUGCGCCACCGAUACCAGUAUCUUUGGCAAUUGGGAGUACAACCCGGAUACCAACAGCCUGCUAGCCAGCUUCAAUGCCUUCAAGUUCCCGUCCAGCGACAACAUACGCUUCCAGUGUAACAUACGCGUCUGCUUUGGACGCUGUCAGCCUGUAAACUGUGGCGGCUACAAUGCCUUCGGGCGUCGCCGUCGCGCUAUUGCUGAUAACUCCACCGAUACGACUGCCAUUGCCACCAACUCGGGUGUGGAGGGUCAACUGCGCGAAGAGAUCACCAUUUCGUCAAAUGCCAUUCUCACAUUCGAGAAGCGCAGCGGCCAGGGCCUAAAUGAUGCUAACAUCAAACCGGCGGCACAGCGCGUUGAGGAUAUUUGCGUUUCGAUGGUGGGAUUGAUUAUCGCUCUGGUCAUCACGGCUCUGCUGGCUCUUGUGGCCGUGGCCGUAGCGGUUUCCUGCUGGCUAAUGGCCUACAGAAGAAGACCGAAGACCAUUGCGCCCCUGCCCCAUCCACCGGAGUUCCCCAAUCCGCUGUUCGCCAAUCCCGACGCUGUGCCCGAGCCCACGCCGGACUACAUAUCCUAAACGUAACGUAAAACACACACACUGACAUACACAACACCUAGCUAUAUCUUUUAGUAUGUAAGAAAAACGAAAGAAAAUGAAAUCAAUGUGAAUUUGAAAAGCAAAAAGUGCAAAAAGUUCUGCAAAAUGCAAAAGAACCUCUAAUUAAAGCGCGAAAGAUAUAUACAGAUUGAAAGAAAUGAAAGAAAAACAAAGGUAAAUUUGUGAAACGAAACUCUGAAAGAAAGAAAAAUUGCGAAAAUGUGUAAAAAGCAGAGCGAGAAAAGUAUGCUCGCAAUUUAGUAGCUUAAGAAAAUAAUUUUACUAAUUGUAUUAACGUUUAGUAUUCUCCACACUUCCCACUAACAUGAGAGUUCCGCGUAGCGUUUGUACGGACGGAGGGAAGCUACAAACGAAUUCUCGUCCUCUAACGACAACUUCUUCAUUAGUCGAUUAUCAAUAUUAAUAUUGUUACAUUAUAUGCAUAACUAAGGACUUCCUAUAAACGUUUAGGGUGUGGGUACGACGACGACACUUGUAUUAUAGCACAGACACACGCACACACGCGAGACUACUUCCUGUAAUUUUAUAAUAAUCGCGAAACUUGAAACUAGCCUGUUAAAAUUGAAAACUGCCUUUGAUUUCCAACAAAAAGACCGAACAAUGCACCCCAGAAUAAUACUCUCUAGCAGUAAGGACAUUUCCCGUGUGGCCUUUGUAUAACCACUGGACAAUAUGACAACGAUUGUCCUUAGAUGGAUUCUACACAAGUCCUUGAGUCACAUACAUACACACACACACACACAUAGUAACGAAGAACCAAGAGCACUCGACAAGGCUUAAGGCACACACGGAGAAACCUGUCCAGGACUUGUAGCGAAAGAAGAACCAUUACUGCCACUGAGGCGUCAACAGCGCACAAAAGGAUAUCUUAUAUCUUAUAUAUCUAUAUUGCAUAGGAAACACUAGGUUUGUUUAUAAUUUUAAUCGCAACGACGACUAAUGGAGGAUUUGAUUUUGACCACUGUCCCCCUCCGACCACUUACUACACUCUACUAUAUACAAAUAACCCCUAUUAUUUUUGUAGUUUUUUAGUCAAUUAAUAUUAAAUUGUUGUGAUUGUUUUUAAUGCAAAAGAGAUACUUCCACUAAUUUACUAAUAUGUAGUAGAGACAAAACAAAAGUAGAAAGUACUUAAAAAGGCAACGAACCAGGGCCCCCGUGCCUGCCUAACCCAUGUGUCCAUAUGCACCCUGAGGAUUUGACUUGAAGCUGUCAACGCGCCGGAAGUCAUGCAGCGAAUUUUCGCUUCCGGUGCCUGUUUACAGAUUCGGGUUCGAUCCUGCUGGGAGCUUAUGAAUGGAUGCUCUGUUUGGGGGACGGCAGGCGGGCUGGAUUAAAUUAAAUUAUUAAAAAAUGAAGUUUUAAAUUAAUAUUAUUAAACGUAAACAAAAUGUAUAGUCACUACUUUAAGCCGAACGUGAAGAAAGGGAAUUUUCUUUAUAGUAAAAUACCAUAAUAUAUGAAAUAAACUCGCACUCAGAACGACACAAAGAGACAGACAGAAUUUGUAAAUAAAACCGGCAAUCCCCAAUGGUAUUUUUAGUAGCUUAUUAUUGUUUAUAGGUCCUUCCACAAAUCCGAACCCAUGCCAGGCAUAAAAUUAUUUUCUUAAUAAGCCCAAGAUAAACCCGAGAACUCCUCCCCGGAGUGCUUGAACAAGUGCACAAAUUAUUAAAAAAGAAAUACCCCAGCAUCGUUCACAAUAUUCACUAAACACUUUUAUUUUUCUUUGGAAAAACCGCUUAAAAAAAGAAUAUACAAAAAUUCUUAAACACAGAGUUCAACUCUGAGUAGACACAACUUUUUGCACUGGCAGCAAAUAUUAAACAAGAAUUAAUUGUAAAAAGAGAAGCAAAAACAAUAGUUAAAUUGUACUUAUAAAAGAGAGAAUGAAAACGAGAAACGAACAUAAUUGUAAUCGCUUAUUGUAAACUAAUAAAUAAAUAAAUAU